UCUUUACAUUCCACAGUUUAUGCCACUGAGUAUACGAUCGACACAACGCAAGCCCAGAUUCGAGAAAAUUCAGCGUUAUUCAAAAGCGGAAUAAUUGAGAACAGGACUUUUUAUGGUCCAAAUAAUGGUGUGUGGAAUUAUUCCGUAGCAACAUUUAAUCUCCAAGCUGGCGAAGCUCAAAGAGUCUUUUCAUCAGGAAAUGUUGUGAAAAUUUAUGGUGCGCAUGCGUUGUCUGUUAGCGUCAAUGGCAACUUCACUGUCGCCACCACGUUGGAUGUGAGCGGUAAAGAAGUCAAUUUUACUGCCGAAGGAAAGCGGUUAUUUUGGCUUGGAGGAUUUGUUCGUGUCAAUAAAUCGUGUUGUACAUUGGGUAAGUUACUUACCUGACGCGGGUAAGGGUUCUGCUGUAUGCAGUUCUCUGUAUUGUGGGACUCGUUACUUUAUAGCAGUCCUAGCACGCCCGACUGCUCAGGUGCCCCGUUGGGCGGGGAACGUUUCCAGGGGGCCAGGUUCAAUUCCUGGGCGAUUUUAGCGUACUGGUGUACCCUCCUUCAGGCGUUGCUCGACAGAGCCCUUGCACUCCGGCUCAGUUAAGUAUCGUGAUGUCGUUUGGCCAUUGCACUGACCAUUGCACUACCGGGUUCGUGGCUGGGGGCGCCUGAAAUACAAAAAAAAAUUGGGUAAGUUAGGCAAGAAAUAUACCGUGAUUAACUAUGAAUAGAUAGCGCUCUUACGGGGUUCAUACCUCCAGGGGCGCUAACUUCCAGGAUUUUUCACGUUCGGGAGUUGUUACGUCCAGGGGUUCUUACGAUCAGUGGCUCUUAUGUCGAGGAGUUCUUACGUUCAGCGGUUGUUUCCUAUGUUCAAGGGUUAUUACUUCCGGGGGCUCUUACAUUGAGGGGUUAUUACCCUAAGGGUUUCUUAUGUGCAAGGGUUGUUUGCAUCCAGGGGUACGUUGUUACGUUCAUUGGCUCUUAUCUUAAAGGAUUUUUCUUACGUUCAGGGGUUAUUACUUCCUGGGGUUCUUACUUUCAGGCGUUUUUAUGUUGAGGGGUUCUUAUAUCCAGGGUUCCUAACGUUUAUGGGUUAUUACGUUAAGGGUUUCUUACGUUCAGGGGUUCUUACGCCCAGUGGAUCUUACGUCCAGGGAUUCUUACGUUCAGCGGUUCUUAUUUUCAGGGGAUUUUUCGUCCAUUGAUUCUUACGUCCAGGUGGUCUUACAUCCAGGGUUUCUUACGUUCAAGGGAUCUUACAUCCAGGGCAUCUGAAGUCCAGGGGAUCUUAUGUUACAGGGGUUCUUAUGUCCUGGGGAUUUUACGUCCAUUGGUGCUGACGUUCAUGGGUUCUUACGUUCAGAGAUAGUUGUACUGGUCAGUGGCGUUAUUUUGUGCUGGGGUUCUUACGUCCGUGGGUUCUACGUUCGGGGGUUCUCACGUCCAUGGGUUCUAAUAUCCAGGAGUUCUUACGUCUUUUUCAUCUUACAUUUUUUUCGAAAGGAAGCAUUUUUCAUUACAGACCUUUAGCAUCAGGUUUUGAUGAGAAACCUGAAACUUCAGAUUUCCGUUAGCCGUUUGCAGUUUCAGGGCCCAGUUGUUCGAAGGCCGAUUAGCGCUUAACCCGCGCGUUAAAUUUAACCCGGGUUUCUUUUUCUUGUAUUCAAAAGCAUUUUCUCGGAUAAUUUUCUCUGUUAUUUUUAGAGCUUCCAAUCAUCAACUUGUAGACGAAAAGAAUUCAAACUGAAAUGCUUUUUAAGCUUUCAAAUCUGAAUUCAAAUCACGCACUAACCCUGGGUUAUCUUAACCCAGCUUUGAACAACUCGGCCCAGGUUGCUAGAGUUGUGUAGCUAGUUUAGCAAGGCGCUCGUUGUUUCGUGCCGCCAUGUUUUUUUCGUCAAGUCGACGCUCUCCUCUUUGAUCGCCUUGAAGAAUUCCUUGAUUCGAGUUCAAGAAUACUAAGUAGCACUCGCAUGCGGGUAUAGAAACCUAUUUCUUACCUUAAAACGUGAGACUGAACAUUUUUUAAUGGCCAAAAAACCUAGCCAUAAAUCCUUCUUUGCCGUUCAAACGUAAAAUGCAAACAACAAACGCGACCCCAAGACCUUGGUCACGUGACAUCCUCAUGUUAAUCGUUUGCCGUUGACCAUAAACUAAAACCACUACUGUGCCGUGAAAUAAAUAGUCUGUGAACAGGUUUUCUAUUUGGGUUUGGGGGGUGGGUGUGUGUGUGUGUGGGGGGGGGGGGGGGGAAGGCAAAGAGAACGUGAGAGGGAGCGAACAGGAGGGGUGGGGUGGGGACGGGAUAGGGGAAAGAUUAGACAUGGGGGUUUGCAGAGUGCCGUUGUGUUAUGUGAUUACACCUUAUUAUAGGUUAUAAUGAAGUGGAUACCUUAUUAUGACACCAUUAGUAUUUGUCCUUCAAUAGGUGCAGGACCCGGUGGUGCUUUUAGCUAUCAUGGCGGGGGGCACGGCGGAAGAGGUGGGGGAUUUUAUCAGGACAGGAACACCAGUAGAUUUUACGGAUGGUCCUACUACGAUACUUCGUACCUGCUAGGUGGAAGUACAGGUAAGAGCAUUAAGGUGACUUUAUUCAGGACAACAACAUCGAGGAAUCAGAAAUCAUUAUUGGCGGAUUCUAAGCGAUCUUCCCCAAAUGACGCACUCGAAAAUGCAACGUCGACUUCUUGACUUUAGCCUGGGGAAAAGAGCUCCAUGUAGAGCUAGCACGCAGGUGAACCUGACUUUUAAAUUUCAGUCCUUUUACUUCCUUUCCUUUCACCUUUAAACAGUUUUAUGAUGUUUUGUUACUCCCCCCUGGACGGAAAUUUAUGAAAAUUUAUUAAUAAAUAAAGAAAUAGAUAAAUGAAUAGUACUAAAUUUUAAUGACACUGCCCCUUGCACUUCUUUCUUUUUUUAUUCCUUUUCAGGAACUGUUUUAUUCAAAAGCAAGUCAGGCUCUGGAGGCGGAGCUAUUGAACUAAUCGCAGUCGAUGGAACAUUGACCGUUGGUGAGUAUCGAUAAUUUGUAUCCUUAAACAGCAGUGGGGUUGUCCAGAUAAAACGAGCACAACAAAUACCACCAAAAAAUGAAGAAGUAUAUGUGUGGAGUCUAGUUCUUAGCAAUUAGGCUCGAUCGUUUGUUUCUUUCAUGUUUCCACAGAUUUUUUUGAUCGGGCUCUCCGGCAUCAGAGGAACCAAAGCCUGACGCACUCUGUGACUAAAAAAGGAGCUUAAGCAGCUACGACGACGACCACAGCGACGACUUCAAAAAAACAAUCGGUUUAAUGAUCAAAACAACAGCCCUGCAAGUGCAUCACGCUUUUUAGUACAUUUCUUUGACGUCUACUGCACGACUACGACUUGAAACUUCCUAAUUUGCCGUUUUAUGGAAGACGUGGACAUACGACGUAGAAUUUUCCUUCCUCUUUUUGAACCUGAAUAAAACCCUUAAGAAUUCAACUCCAGGAAAAGUCGCCUGCAUUUGACAUAUUGAGAAGCUUUAAAUAGACGCGAUUAAGUUUGAAAGAACGCAAAUUCAUUUUUUUACCGACGUUUUCACUGCCAUCGUCGUUGCCCUUCGUUAAGGUCCCGAAAGCUUUAAGUGAGUCUCGUCUGCGAAACGUCCCUAGCGGAGAGAAGAAAGGAAAGACGGCUUUAUUCACAGGCUGAUUGUGCGUGCCUAGGCCUUUAGAAAAAGUGACUAAGAGUACCACCUUAUCAAAGUGAUUUUAUAAGCAUCGAAUAGUUGUCGUGUAGGAUGCUUCUAGAACGAGGAAUAUUCAUGGUGUACACGACUCGUACCACUCGAAAGCCCCCCUUUCGACAACUCUGCUCCUCAUUUCUAAGUGUCGCUGAUGAGAUGCUACCAGUCGAAAGGCCUCCCCUCGACAACUUUGCUCACAAAUUCUACAAGUGUCUCUAAUGGGAUGCUAUUUCACCAUGCAGUUGUACGACUCCUACGAGUCUUACCAUCUGACAGAAUCCCCUCUAAUGAGAUGCAGCCAAGUAAUGUACUUCACUUUAUUUCACUCAAACGUAUCACAUUCUCUAUUUGAACCAAUCGCACAACUUAACCACUCAUACCACUUGAGUCUUUAACAGUGAGUAUUGGACAAGGUGGUGAUUUGCACAUUUGCGGUUUUAGGAAACUACACAAUCACAAAGAUUUUCAAACACAGAGUGCGUCAGGCUUUGGUUCCUCUGACGAGAGCCCCAAAUCCUGUGAGGAAGGAAGAAACAACAUUAAUUCAAACGGGUUCAAAGGUAUCUUUAUGUGUCAGGGGACUAUGUGAUCCUUGCGUAAAAUUUUUAAUUCACUUUAAAUUAAAAUUUCGAUCAUUUCAAAACUCAAAAUUUCCCUCUUUAAAUAGUUUUCUUCCCCUCGCCCCCAUUUUUUUUUUUUCAUAAGACUUUGUUCUGAUCAAUUUUCUCUGUUAAUUGUAGAUGCAAAAAUUAUGGCAAACGGUUACUCAAGUGACAACACAAGUGACGAGCACUGUGCUGGAGGAAGUUCAGGGGGCUUGAUACGCCUGCAAGGAGAUCAGGUAAUACAUCCGACAUCCGGGUUUCCCUUAUUACGCCUAGUCGCUUUGGCUUCAUCAGCGGAUAACAUCCUCCUCGAUGUGCAUAAUUAUCUAUCUAUCCUCCUCGAGCUGCAUAAUUAUCUAUCUAAUUCUUCAGAUCAUACUCAACCAGGAGCCCAGGAGCCCAUGACUCGGAGCGAGCAACCUUUAUGCGCUCGUGUCACGGCGUUUUCACGGAUCGGUUUGUUUUCAAAACGGUUUUGGCGCGAAUUUUAAUUAUCUUUUAAAUCUUUUAAAUUUCACAAACCAGUCAGCAAAACCUACAGACCUAAAAAUGAUAUUUUUUGCUUUUUAAUAACGAUUAGUUUUCCUUUUUGAUAUCUUAUACUUCGAAUGCGCUCAUAGACGUGGUGGAGAUUCUACUUUCGCGGGAAAAACUGCCCUAAAAUGUGUCUAAAAGUAAACUGGUCUGUAAAAACGUCGUGACAUAGGCCUAGUAUGGGAGUUGCUUGCUGCGGGUUAUGGGCUCCUGACAAAACCUCAUCCAAUAAUUUCCCACUUUCAUUUAGAAAAUAUAAGAAACUGGGAUGAGGUAACUUUUAAAAAAGACUUCUGGGACUAUUAAUGGGAACAAGGGAAAAAUUAGCCAAUGGCUGACCAGCGUGUCCCUAGUAACGAUCACAGAAACAAUUGGGGACUUUUAAGAUUCAAUGACGGAACGGCAACGAGAACGUCUAAAAACCAAUAGGUUUAAUAAGCAAAAAAUAAAAUUUGAACGUGCAUCAAGCUUUGUUGUACAUUUGUUUGCCGUUUUUGCACGACUACGUCGUGGAAAUGCCUGAUCUCGUGUUUUAUGAAGAACGUAAACAAGCAACGACGAAAGUUUAUUUCGCUUUCUGAACUUGAAUAUGAUCCCUUGGAAUUCAAUUUCAGGAGGGUUCGUGUACAUUUGACAAAGUAAGUAGGAAUAAUCGCGAUAAAGACUGAAAGAACGGAAAUUCACUUUUUAAGCGACGUUCUCGUUGCUGUCGUGUCGUUGGAUCUUAUCGUCCCUAUUGGCUUUGCGGGACGCAACUCGGCUCCAGUUUUCUUCUCUUUUCCAAAGAGACGAAUUGCUAAAUACUCCUUGGCAACACGUGGAGGUACAGCCCCGGUCAACAUUUCUUUAGACGCUUGUGGCAAUAAGAUGCGAAAACGCCCUUCGCUAAGUUAACUAGUAAUUAAUUUAGUUCUUAUAGGAGCUUGGAAAUGUUGUAACAGCCAAUUUCGGUUCUCCCCUUUUCCCCCAAGCUGCAUGAUGUCAAUACUGCAAUGGGAAAAAAAGAGAAAUUCGUUAUUUUGACUAGCUAUUGCUCUAGUGUCGUAAGGUUUUAACCAGAUUUGUUGCCUUUACGGCGUGGAAUUGGCAGACAAUUAAUCGUCGAUGUGUUUCUUCCUGAAUUUCAGGUUAUUAUUGGGAGUGGAGGAAGCUUAUGGGCAAAAGGAGGACACAGUGGGUACAGAACAGGCCACUCUCAUUACUGUGGGGGAGGAGGAGGGGGUGGAGUCAUUCAGGUCUUUUCUUUGACUGACAACAAAAACUACACCGCCAACAGUGCAGUUCACACGCGCGGAGGACGUGGAAUACUGAAUGGCGAGGAAGGAUUGGAACGAGUAGCUGGUAAGUACAUAAAUUACACUACUGAAGGUCACUAUACGUAAAGGCAGAAAAGAAGUCGGAAUUUUUGACGAACGGAUAUGUAGCCUUUGCCGUUUUUUUGUUAUUCAAGAUGGCGGUUUUAACACGGCGGUAACGCGGCGAACAAAAACACUUGCGCACCCCACGAAAAUGCCUCUGAUGCAGGCUAACGGAAGUGCGUUCACGCGGCGACAUGAACCGUAAUUGGUUAUGGCUCCUUUACAAGUAAAAUAUUUGUGAUCGGGAUGGAACACGGAUACCAGAUCUUCCUAUCCAGGGUGCUCCGCGCUGACAAUCGGCGCUCCCGGCUAUCAAACGGAGUAUAGAAGUUGCGCGGAAGACUGGAACGGGGUUUGGAGGACGCUAUCGAUCGCUUUUUUUUGGCUGUCGCCAGCAAACUGGGUCAAAAUUGGUCCUCCGAAAUUGUCCCACAGUGUAACAGCCUACUUUUGAUUUAUUAAAAUUCAACAUGACAGGGAGCCCUGGAGGACGUAAACAAAGAAAAUGAAUAAAAAAUUGAAUAAACCAUUAACUUUGUUAAGUCAUCUUUUUUUCCUCUCUGUUUCAAGCGAACGCCUUCAAAGUAGUGUAGGAUAUCAAUUGAUAGCCAUAUUCCGAAUUCGCUGGUAAUGACUACGUACGCUUUAUUAGACAUCCUUCUUCGACCAAACAUAAGUGCAAAGAUUCUAUUUUCUAAUGGCUUUGAAACCGUGGCAGUCAUCAGAGAAACAUAGCAACGAAAGCUAUUGAAAACGAACCUACCCUGUCCAAAGCCAGCCUACGGACAUGAGAUGGCAGCGGGUUUCUUGUUUUUUUUGUCUGUUUGUUUCAGUGUUUUUUGUUUUUUGCUUUUCCUUUUUCUAGUUUUUUUGCUUAGAUCUUUAAAAGAAGUUCGGACCUCAAAUUGUUAACUUACUUAAAAACUUUAAUUUACCAGAGUUUUGUUUUGAAUUUCCGGAAGAAUUAUUGAUCAUUUCAGUAGCUACCUUAUUCGUACUUAAUUUUGCGAUUUCGAUGGGGGAAAAUGAUAAAAGAUCAUUAAAUUUCUCGAAAGCGUUGUCAACGUCAUUUUAUUUUCAAAAAAAAAAAAAGUCUGAACUACAAACUUUCUAAACAAACUGGAACAAGUUAAGAUUAGGUACAUAUUGUCCUAGAGUCCGCAAUGUUCCUAAACAUCCAGGUCUUCAAAGGGAUCUUCCGGUGGAAGUUUCUUUGAGCCACUAACAACAUCAGUUACGCCAGCCUUCUUCCAUCCUUUUGCAAUUGACUGUCUGCCUUCAGAGCUAGACAAAUGUUUGUACAUGCUAACGAUCCAAGUUACAUGAAUUGGUUUGAGAACGGAGAGUCGCAGGUCAACAUCAACCGGGACAACCCCUGAAUCUAGUUGACUUUGAACUUGCGCCGAGUACCAAGACGUGAAUUGGUCUUCCAUAAACUUUUUUGCUUCUCUACUAACAGUCAAAUCAUCUUCAGAUGAAGAUGAGUAGUUAGAUUUUCUGCUCGAUAUAUUCAUGUGAAAUCUUUGCAAAUUACCUUUAUUGAUCACACUUGACAAGAUGCAAAAUGGAGCUUGCCACGGAAUAAUUUAUUAUUUAUGUCGAUACAUAAGCUGUACAUGUCGUUGUUGAUCAUGUUUAUCAAGUUUUUUGUGAUUCAAAUUUCUUACCAUGGUAUUUAAUUUCGCGUGUGUAAAUUCCGCGAGGAUUUUUGUUCGCGAGGCUUUAAUUUCGCGAUUUUUUUACAAUGGCGAAAAUCGCGAAAGUAAAGACGUGCGAAAUUAAGUACGAAUAAAGUAUGUCAAACGCUCUAAAGCGUAUUCCAUCUUGUAUCCAGACACCUCAAUCGCCGAAAUUAAAGUUGAAAAGAAUCGGCUGCUUUUCUUUUUUUAACUCACCUCCUGGAUAGUUUUUUGAGGAUAUCGAAUGGAAAACCUCUUCUCCUGUCUAAUAUGCUACGUGGUGAAGUAUUAUUACAAGAGCCUCCUAAACAGGGGCAUUAGAGAGCCUAAUAACCAAAGACGUUUUUGAGAAACGCACGUCAACCGGAAAUGGAAUUUUUAGCGUUCUUGGGCAGUGGUUUUGUCCAUAAUUUCAGGCAAGUGUCUCUAUAAGACUUAGGCACAUAGCAAUACAAAUUUUGAAGCCUAAUGGCACAUAAAUUAAGAGUUAGGUAACAGGGCUUGUUUCCGGUUGACGUGAGUCGCUCAUGAUCAAAAACUCGUUUUCUUAAGCUUCCUAUGAACCAACAAAGGCGGCGUUUACUCUUCUCUUAGUAAACUUAAAUUCUACACAUGAAGUGUUGGAACAGACUGUAAGGAUGUUAGCCUUACCAUUACUAACUGUGGCCAUGAUGCAAGGGAAGAGAAGAUAGACUAACACCUUGAUUAAUUUUAUUUCUCUUUUUUGUUCACCGAAGGAAAAAUACCCUACCCACUUGUAUGAACAAACCACCAACUUUGUUUAGUCUUCUUUCAUUCCCCUCUGUUUCAAGCGAACGCCUUCAAAGUAGUGUAGGAUAUCAGUUGAUUGCCAUAUUCCGAAUUCAUUGGUAAUGACUUCAUUGGCCAGUAAUCCGAAAAAUCUUUCACAGACAUCAGCGAGGUAUUUGAGUAUUAAACAUUUCGAGUGUUGAAUUAUAGAAUGAUUCUUCGACUUAUAGUAUAAGAUUGUUUUAAUAUUUAGAGGGAGGACAGUCCUAUGACAUUUGAAUAAAAUUAGAAAUGAAGAAGAAAGAAUUAAGUUCACAAAUGAUCAUUUGAUAACUCAGUUGAUAACAGACGUUCCUCAAUAAUUUUUAUGGAAAAAUUUUAAAAUCAAUUAAUCUACUUGCGUAGAGGUCCACUGAAAUCAUGAGACUACGCUUUAAAAUUGAAUAACAAACUGGCUAGUGUAAGACGAGUAAAAGUGGUCCGUUCAAAAUUUCGAAAGGUUAUAUUUUAAUCAUGGUCUGGUUAGGGUUAAGGGUUUAGGGUUUUGUAUUGGAAUCAUUGCCGUAAUGUUAUAAGUAAACAUGUAGAAGUGUUCUGUUGAAAAGUGAAACAUUUUAGGGUAAAAUUCUCAUGAAUAUGAUAUGACCCUCUUGAGUACAAGUCCCUAUUGGUAUUGUACCUUAUGAAUAAAACAAUGUCGGGCGAUCCUAAAAUAUCUUAUAUCGUCGAGCCUUAACCUCAAGCUAAUACGUUUUUAAAGAAAGCGAGUAGUUUGCGUGAAUAGCAUGAAAUAAGGCUCUUAUAUUGCUAUUUACAUCUGUAGCAGUUUGGUCAGUAAUUGAGAAAUUAGACCAAAAAAAAAUAAAAAACAGAACAAAUUUCGUUGGGGAUACGUCGGUUUCUUUUUUCGUAAUUUACAACGACCGCCUGGAAACGAAUCAAAGUAGAUACGCGUUUUCGUUUGAGACCCAAACUGUCUUGAAGUUGCCAGUUGCAAAAAGCAAAAUUUUCCUUUGAAAAAAUUCAAGUAAGUACUACGCGUUCCGCGUUGUUUUUUUUCGUCGAAGUUUUAAGAGGCAAAUCCUAUUAACUGGUCAAGAAUCAAGGUACUUCAACUGAGUUCAAUUACUCAGGGACCUGACAGCCAAUACUUUGAGAAUUUCAGCGUAGUCGGUAAACAACCGACAUAUAACACGGAAACGAGGCCACCAACUACUCGCCUCGAGGUGGCGUGAGAUGCCAGUUGUGAGCGAAAACUUUUAUCCAUCACUGGCCUGUUUUUGCCGAAUGAUGAACAAAUAUGAAAAAUGAAAACUGGCCGUUCGUCCUUGCAAAUGGAAACAUAUGUUGACAUGACCAUACCGCAGGGUCCAUUGGCAAAUUAGAACGGGUUAUUUGAUGACCCCAGGAAUGUGACAAAAGAUACACCAGAAAUACCAUUUGCACCCCUUUUAUGUAGGGCAUUGUCGUCAACCCAUUAGUCGUUAAUCGAUCUUCCUUCAGUAAAUAGUGUACUUCGUUUGUUCGGCGGAGAGGAAGUCCGUCAAGAAAUUUUGCCGAAUUGUGGCAAAAAUCAUGGACCACAGUCGUAUAUUCCUUGCUCUUCUUGUCUUUAGCGUUGCAGAAGUGGAUGGUUGCUCCUCAAAUUCUAACCCAAUGUAUAGUAAGUAUAGUAUCAAUAGAUAGCCUGUUAUUAUAGUUAAAGGCAUUGCGCGACAAUCUCUAUCGUCUGCGGCUAAUUUACACGGAACCUUUGAGACAUCGAGGAGUCAUGCAGCUAACGAAGUCGCUCUCACGAAAUCAAACAGAAUUUACUAUCAAAAGCAUAAAAGACUAGAUUUUUCCAAAAGGUAUCACGACAUAAUUCUUAUAUAUAGUCGUCGUUUGGUAGCCUUUCGCGGCAUGAUAUUCAAGUAAAAUGUCUGGCUUUAUGGCGAGGACAAAAACAUAGCUGGAAGUAACUAAGAAGUAGGCCGUUUGUAAUUUAGCAUCACCUGGGUGGUUUUGUAAUACCCGCACACUUUUGUGUACCGAGAGUGCAAUCGUUAAACGUAUAGUAAUUAUUCCGUGAACCUGGCAGACUUAUUUCUUGGCCAUUUUCACCAAGUUAGCACAAGUCAACAAAGGUCGAUGCUUUUUUCUUUGCUGUCCGUCCCGCAUCGGCUUUAAAUUACUCAUUUAAAGACCUUUGGACUCUGUCGCAGCCUUUAUUUACUUUUCAGUCAGGAUAUGUUACGAUCUAUUCCAGAAUGCAAAGUUUUUUAUAUAAUAUUUGAGGAAAUAAAAUCGCAGGUCUCCGAAACUUUUUCUGCGGUCUCGAAAUCUCAAGACUCGUCACAAACAGUUCCGAGAUUUCGAGACUGGAUAAAAAGUUUCGGAGACCUGCAAUUUUAUUUCUUCUGAGUGUUUAAAAAAUCUUCUUUUUGUGAGUUUGCUCGAUUACUUGAUUAUUUUUGUACAUUUAACACUCAAUGCCUCUGUGAGUCUCGUAUUUGACCGUUCACCAUUCCUGAAAUAUAUCAAAAACGUUGUUAUUCUGCGUAAGUGAGAAGUCAGAUUAAUGGAGAAAAGGUGGCCGAUAGGGACUAUCCCCGAAUUGCGACAGGUAUCGACGCUUCCUUUUAAGUCACAGCUAGGGGCCCCUGUUACAAGCCCGGUUCAUCGACUUUCAAAUUGUUUACAGUUCCCUCAAGGCGUUGCUGUUGUGUUAUCAAAAAGAGUUACAAAUUAAAAACAGUAAAUUCAUUUCAAAAGAAGUGUCUUUUUGAUCACAGCGUUAGUUGUGGGGAUUAAAGAUCAGAUAAGACGAUUCUAUUUUUGCUCAUGGUAUAGGCAGCUAGCUUCAGUGUACGCAGCGGUCUUUAUACCAUAUGUCUUAUUCAAAUAUCGGUCUUUUUGGUGCGUAUUUUUUGCGAAAACCUAAUUCCUUUUUUGGAGCCAAAAACUGUGUUUGCAUAUUUUGCUAAAAUCCAAAACCAGAUUAUGAAUCUAAGAGUUCACCUUGGUUUUAGUCGCUAAAUUGUUAACGUCAGUACUGUAGUUUUCGACUAACGUUAUUGAGCAAUAACCUUGGCUUGGGAGAAUUUCCGGCCGACAUAGGUAGAUAAACCGGAAACAAAGUCACGUUUGUCGAAAAUAGAAAUAAAGAACAAUCGCUAAAGCCGUGUCUUUUUUUAAAAAGCGCUGCUUAAACUACAAAUUUGUGUCCUAAAUGGGAUACUUCUUACGGAAGCCAUAUCUCAAUUUUUCCUUAUCUAAGUCAGGGGCACCCAGUGACUGUUUUCUGUGAAUUAUCUGUUCGGAGAAGCAAAUAUUGCCUAGAAUUUUCUUUUGCUUAAGGACGACUAGAAAUUUCUAGAUGACCGUCCCAUUCAGGUACAAUUUUCAAAGCUUAUCUAAUAACUUCCCUACGAUUUUCUGAAGUUUAAUUUCUCACAUUUUACUCCCCAAAUGUGGGCUUAUUUUCGCAGAAAAAGGGAGCCAAACAUUUUUAGAUUGCAUCUAAAAUUUUCGGGAAAAUAACACUGAAGUCCUUUUAAUUUCGAAAAGACUCCAGUUCCUCCUGGAUGACAGAACCGACAAAAAUUUUAUGGCGCCGUUUAGAAUACAUUUCUAAAGAUCUAAAAGUACUCUGGAUAGCCUGAAAAGAGUUUUCAUUGUAUUUAGGAGGAAACGGUCGUUGGGUGCCCCUUCUAAAUUUCCCUACUGUUUCAGUAUUCUAAUUUAUUAAUCAUAUGCCAAACAAGUAGAUUUUUUCCAGUUGACCACAUAUUGUAAGGCCAGUAGUUUAUAAAAGUAAGUUUAAUUCUUUACGCGGAUUAAGACAAUUAGAGGACCUUUAAGUUUGUUGGUAAAUUGGUUCAAUUCUAGGUAGCAAUGUUUUCUAGCCCUCGCUGUAUACACAAGUUCUUGACAAUGUUCAAAGACACAAUGUUUAGGAUCAGAUUGCGAGCGGUCUCUUAUUUGUCUUUUGAGUUAUAGCAGAUCGAGAACACGGGUGUGUAGAGAACGACGAAGCCGCGAGCAACGAGGGUGGAAGCCCAAACGAAGUAGGGGUUGGUAGAACUCAGAAUGGCUGACUAUUAUGCUAUUCACGAUCAGUUUAACACGCGCAAAACUCUGUUUUAAUCAUGAGCCGGUUCAUACAGGUUUUGGUAUUAUGAGAUAGUAAUCACCAACCCUCUUUUGAACAAGACGAACUACUCAAAAAUAUUGUUGUGUAAUGACUUAGUGUGGACAGGUAUGGAAAACAAUUGGUAAACUAUCUUCAUCUUCUUGACUUGAUACCAGAAAUUGCUUUAUAAUUACAAUUACAGCCUACAUCAGUAAUUGUUUUCUUCGAUUUUUUAGAGUGUCAGUCCACGGUAUUUGGUUCUUCAAUCUACCGUUUAAAACCUCUCUCCUCAUCUUGGCCAUUUCUUUUAUUGAAAAUAAGAGUAGUUACGACAGUUGACGCUCUUAUUAGAGACAAUACACAGCUUUCGCCGCUAGCAGAAUGACGACUAUGAUAUCGAAACUCGGGUAUUAACUAAUUCUUCUAAGUGGGUAACAAAAACUAAUAUCAUAUUCAAAUGAAAACCAGCGAUGAAGUGCUUUUAUCCGCAAUUCCGAGUCGCCGGUUUCCAGGUUAUCUGUUAAGGAUAAGAUUAUUGUGGUAUUUCUAAAAUUCAAUUGAAUAGCAAAUUACUUUUACGGCUAAUCUAAGAGAGUCAGGAUUGCGAAUUUCAUUUUUUAGGGUAUGGCUCAUUUCAACUUUUCAAUUGUUUUAGUUGCCUCAACGUUAGCCUCCACCAGUGUGAAUUCGAGAAACGGACCUGACUUACCCGUAUAAUUUUUCAGCUAAACGCAAGAAUUUCUGUAUUUCACAGUUUAAAAAUAGCCCGUUUUAAGGAUUAUUGAAUCAUUUACAGUUUGAAAGGAUAUUAUUGUCGAUUGUGUGCAAACCAAUAUAACCCGAACCAGGAUGAUAUGUUAGUUUUCGUCUUGUGUCGAUAAGGCUCUGGUGAGAUGGAUCACAAGCAAACUAAGUGUUUAUGCCCCAAAUAUUGCCCACUCUUUAGGCCUCAUAUUUCCGCGAGGCCUAUGCUUUUCGGGUCACGUGGUCCGAGCGAGCUGUUCGUCUCGGAUACGUCACCGAAAAUUCAUUGACCGAGAAGGCCUGGGAAGACGCCGUACAUGGACUUGGCAACCCUAAAUACAGAGUUGAUUAGUUUUGUUGUUGCUAUCAUUUAUGUUGUCAUAGUCAGGUUGAAGUCGCAGUUAGUACGUUAACACAAACGUGAUGUAAGAAAGUUAAGCAGAGGUUAUUAAUUUUUUUUUGGUAUUAGUUGUGCUCUCACGGCUAAAAUGACUCGUUUUCAUAUCACAUGCGUGAACCUCCGGGACAAAACAAACGCAAAAAGAAAAAAUACAGGUGUGAAGAACUCAAUGGAAAUUUUAACGCAUUUUUUUCCGAGUGAAUCGGGAUCAUACAAACGCAAGAACAAGAAGACACAUGUGUGCCAUUUGUGUGAACGGCAAAUGCAAGCACAAAUGCAAGGUGGAGCAUAUUCGUCCGCCAUUUAAAAUUGCCUGAUAGUGGAAAUCCACCCUUAGGCUCACUUUUGCUCGAUGCUCUGUUUAUGAGGAGUCUGUGAUGGGACUUUUCAUGCUUAACAAUAUACCGUACUGACAGAAAUUCCAAGAAUGUCGUAUAAGCCUACGAAUUACACAUGCUACAUCCUUUUCACAUCAAUCCAAAAUGAGUUAAUCAUUUUGACCAAUUAAGAGCCUACUGAUCCGACCGAGAUCCUGCUUAUCUUAAACUAGGAGUGCUAAACAUUAAGAAAUUCCAUUAAAAUUUGUGGGAGAAGGACAGCAAGAUAGAGUAACCUCUUGUAACAGCUCAUAUUUCAAACGGAAUGGCGCCAACCAUUUUUCAGUUUUCUCGUUUUUAAAUGUUGAUUACUCUAGUAUUAUAUUACUAGUAUGGAGUAUCAAUCUUAAAACAUGUCACUUUUUGUCAAAACAUAGAAAAGGUCUCGCUAAUUAUCCCGGGUAUUUGUCAACGUUUUUUUAUGACAUGGUCAAUAGAAGAGAUAAUGGCCUUUCCCAAAUUUCUAUUCCAUGCACCCCAACAGAAUAGCUCAAACGACACGAUGACAGGAUCGUUUCAAAUCUCGAAUACCGUAAAUCGUCUAUUAACCCCUCCCCCCGGGGGACUAUUUAUUUCAAUCACGUUUGAGGGAGGUGGGGGCUUAUUUGGGGGCUUAUUUAAUUUAUCGAACAUGGUGGUAUCAGGUCUCCAUAAGAACUAGAAUGCAAAGUGGAAAAGCUCAAGUACAAGACGUUAGAAGUCAUGCAGCCGGGCAUCAAAAACAAAUCCGAACUUCCAACACGUGAAUUAGUACAAAUGAAGUUUUACGGUCGUGAUUGAUUAAUACAGUCUAUUAUUUAUUAGUGAAGAAUAAUGAGGAGGAGGGGAGGGGGGCCAAAAAGGGAGGGGGGAUUAUUAACUUUAUUCCCCUGAAAAGGGGGGCUUAUUUGAGAGAGGGGGCUUUAUAGAGAAUUUACGGAACAAAUUUCAAAUUCCAGUGAUCUAUUGUAAUGAAGCCUUCUCCGUAAUAAAAAAAACUGUUUUAGUCACCAUGAGUAUCUUUUAGAUUUGGAACUCUUUAAACUAGUGCUGAGUCUAAUUUAGUUCAAGACAUAAUUGUGCUUUCCGGACCGAUUAUUCAGCUAUCUACGAAAACCUUAUCAAGUAAAUGUCACAACACCCAAACGAUUAAUCACAUUGGUUUCUCUUUCCAGCGUUAUUGGCUGGUCGAUAAAAUGUUUUACGUGAUUGUAAAGUUUAUUGACAGUUUUUAGCUUUUCACCAACACAAGCAUUCCAUAAAUCCUCGAUUUAGCACCCCUCUCAACUAAGACCCCUCUCUUCAAUAAGCCCCCCCUUUUCAGGGAGAGAAAGUUAAUUAGCCCCCCUCGCCUCCCCAUUAUUAUUCUUCACUUAUUAAUCAAUGACGACUGUAAAACUUUGCGAGGACUGAUCCGGGAUGGUUAUUCACCAACUGGAAGUUCGGAUUUGUUUUUGAUCCUAGUCUGCAUGACCUCCAACUUCAUAUUACUAAGGUUUUCCACUUUAUAUUCUAGUCCUUUGUGACGAACCGAUACCAUCGUGUUCGCUAAAUUGAAUAAGCGGUCCCCCUCUCAAAUAGCCCCUCGUCUCUAGUCGAAAUCCGAACAAAACAACACCUUUGCAAAGACGGUGUUUACUGGAAAGAGCACCCCGACGCUUAUUUGUCUGUUAAGAGUUUUAAUCGCAAAUUGUUUUAUCAACGCUUUUGACUGACUCGUCGCCAGUCGUCCCUUAAAACUUUUUCCCCGGCGCGGAUCGGUCGCGAGAAACUGGCACGGCAUCUCGACAACGGAAAGGAAAGGAAAAGAUAGUCCGCUUUCCCUAUUUCCUCCUUACCAUUCCCCCGAGCCUGUCUACUCCGCGUUUCCCUUGACGACUGAGGACGAGUCAUCCCUUGAACAUAUAUACAUGUAUAUUGGAGACAAAUAUUAUUCUUUAUCUGAACCACUAGUGGUAAGAGCGCUCUCAAAUGAAACAAUAACCUUUUGUUUUAUUUUCAUAUUUAGUGUACUUUGACAAGGAAACAGACUUGAUGAUCAACACUACAAGCUGUCAAAUGCGAUGGUACGGUAAACAUGAAUGCAAAGGCCAAAUCGAGGACAGAUCCUUCACUAUACCUGGGCAGUCCAAGGAUGCAAUCAUUCCCUACAAAGUGUGUAAAAUUGAAUUUUCGUCAACAAUAUUUAUCGGUAGUAAGGUGAGGGUGAAUAUCACUGGAUCGCACGCGCUUUCUCUUGUCAGCUCCCAUGGAAACAUUGAGGUCCACUCGCCUAUAGACAUCAGCGGAUCACCCUCUCGUUCUUUUGGAAUGCAUAUUAAUCAGAAUACAAGUGUUGGUGGUUUCUUCAAGAUAAAAGAAGAUGGAAUGGAUGUAGGUAAGGCUAGUCUCAAGCUAUUUAUUCCUCUUAUCAGCUGUGUUCGAGGUUCAGAGCCGCAAAUAACAACUCGUUAUCGGAAUGAGUUAAGGUAAAAGGUAAAGAGUCCUUUUUUUUCGUCGGUAGCUCAAAAUAGUUAAACCUGAGGCCGACGAUGCGCUCAUUCGUUCCUCCCCUCUCUCUCUCUCAACAUUAAUACUCAACAUUAUAAUUUUGCAGAUGAAUAAAAUCUACCUCCAGAACAUGUCCAACAAACGCAAUACUCAGUGUACUUGCGAUUUGCACAAUUUUCUUUAAAUACACGUAAUGCGUGCGCUCUUGAUCGGAGGCCGACCACAUUUUUUUUUUACCAGAAUAUUGGCUUAGCUGGAAAUAUUCGUAGCUCGGUGGAUCCGUAAUGUGAAUUACAGAAUAAAGAUCCGUAAUUUACAGUACGGACCGAGGUCCGAAAAAAGUUCACUGCAAGUUGUUUAUAUUAUAUGGGUUUUACUCGCUAGUUUCUAUUGUUCUGGCACAAGGAAGAGGUGACAAAGUCUUUGAGUGAUAAAACGUAUCUUAGUCGCCCGCCAUCCUCUGCUCUUGAUUUACCCUUAGAUUGGUCAACUCUGCAUUCCACAGUCAAUCAGAACAAUCUCCCCACGUAAGGGAAUCCAAGACAAUCUUGGGUUCUGGAUUCCACGCCGUGGAUUCCGGAUUCUAGGUACUGGAUUCCAGUAUUUGAACUGUGAUUCUGGAUUCAAAUCGUUAGUAAGAUUCCGGAUUUCUUGAGAUGUAAAUACGUAUUCCAAAGGCCAGGAUUCUGGAUUUCACCAGCAAAAUUUUUCCGUUUUCCAGAUUCCACCACCAUGAUUUACCCUUAGACUGUUCAACUCUGCAUUCCACAGUCAGCCAGGACAAAAUGGUCUGUUGGCUAUUCCCAAAGGGUUACCACCUAUUACACAGGUCUCACUCCAUUGUUCUAGCUCUCCAUUCUGAUCAAAUAUCGCUGGUUACUGACAAUUUCCGUGUCGUCGUAGUCUCAUGCCGAGUAGUUAAAUAAUUGGGCCUUUUAAUUUAUCUCCUAUCAGGCCCUGCGAGCAUCACGAAUUGCAGCUCCGCUGGUCUAUACGGAGAGGAUUUCAAAGCGCUGUUUGGCGGAAGUGUUUGUAUUUCUGGUAAAUAAAAUUGUUCUGUAUUAAGAAAAUAAUCCGUUAUGUCUUUCAACCCAUUUUAAAAAAUGACCAUAGCCUGCUGGUUAAUAUUGAGUUAAUAUUGCGGUCAAUUAUUAUUCAGCAUGAUGCUUUUUCUCAUGUUAAAAUCGUUGCUCUCAUUCGCCACUUGCACAUCUCCCAUAAUGCACCUUAUUUGCCCCCCAAAUUUUGCAAGACCUUUGUUUUUCACUUCCCCUGGGUAUUACAGCCGUCCCAAGAGAAAUUGAAAACAAUGCUUAUGCGAAAGUUUGGGGGGCUAAUAAGGUGCAUUAUGGGAGAUGUGCAAGUGGCGAAUGAAGAAGAUGAAAACAAUGACGUCAGCAAAGAUUCUCUUACCGACUAAUAGGGAGCUUAAGCAAUCACGACGGCAACGGCAAUGAAAACGUGACUUGAAAAGCGAGUUGGCACUUUUUAAACUUUAUUACUCUUGUUCCAUUUCAUAAAAUUUGUUUAAUGUUGGAAAAUUCUUCUGGAUUUGAUUCUAAAGGACUGUAUCUAAGUUCAGGAAGAUAAAAAUGAAAUAAAUGUCUUGUGUUCCCGUCCUCCAUAAAACGUGAAACUAGGACGUUUCACCUCUUAGUCUUGCAACGACGGCAAAGAAAUGUACAAAAAAGCGUGAUGCACGUGCAAAAAAUGUUGUUUUGCUAAUCUUCACCAAUAGAACGUUUUCAUUUACGUGGCCAGCAUCCAUGCAAAUUUUUUGGAACUAAAGAAAGCGUUAACAUAAGAAAAGAUUUCAACUUCCACAGGAUUGGUAUGUAGCACCAACAUGGCCGCCGUGACGUCAUGUCAACACUCUCUAUUUCUUUUUUGCCGUCCUUCGUCGUUACUUAAGCUCGCUAAUAGCUGCUAGUUGCUUUAUAACGUAUAAAGUGCAUGCAUGGUGAAGAGAAUUUUGCCGUUUGUUUUCAAAACUGCACUUAACAAAAAGCCCUUGUUUUUCAUAAACAGUCGGUAUAAAUGUGACGGCCGUUGGAGGAGGAGCACUUGAGCUGAAAGCGAACCAAGGGACAAUUGUCAUAGGUACAUUUGAUAUAUUGAUCAACUUUACCCCGGAUGCCAGAGGGGUUUUUUUUGUCUUAUCUUGAGGAGCGAUAAAACGGGCAACAAAAAACGUGCAACUUGUUUUGUGACUUUUCUGCAAAACGAAUUGACUAGCGAGGUUGCGCGUUUUACGAACCACGGAAAAAAAACCUCGCAACCGUAUUUGUAUUUUUCUGAACGUGUGUGGUAAAACGCGCAACAUUGCUAUUUAACUCGUUUUGCUGCAAUGUUGCAAAAAAACGAGCUUUGUUUGUUGCCCGUUCAGGGUAAAAGAUUUUUAAAGAGGGCUUUUUAAGGUAACAACGAAAAAAAAAGGAAUAACAAGAAAAUCUUAUUCUUUCACAUUGCAGUUGAAUUUAAAUUUCUCUUCCACCCAAGAAGAGGACAAAUUACAAAUUUCAAAGAAAACUACAAUCUAAAACAAAAUAAUUGCCUGUGGUGUCUCCUUUUCUUUAGGAAUUCAGAUAAACGUAAAUUGCACCGUCGGACAUUUGACCCGAGCAUUAAACGACAAAUCUAUUCCAUGUGCCCUGAAAACGUAUUUGGAUAUCAACGCUCGUGCUAUAAGUUGAUUAAUAAAUGGAAGCGGGACCACCUUAAAAACUUUCAAUCCGUUGAUUUUUGCUACAAGCGCUGUCCAUAGCCCAUUAAAGGGUUAGAUCUUGGAGUUGUCAAAUGCAAAAACAGUACUUAGGGACGUCUUGGGGUACAACAUACAAAGGCCACUCAAGCACCCUUGUAAAGAUUAACAUUGAUGACAUUUUUAUGCCGUAGAUGCCGCCAUUAAAGCAGACGGGUUUUCAAAUAGUGAAAAUACCGGUUCGAUGGGCGGUACUAUCCGAUUGCAUGCCCGCCAGGUAAGUUGACAACCAGUGGACAAUCUUUUGACCGCAGUCAAACAAGAAAAAUUAACAAAAAUGGAGAAAAAUGUACUUAAAAACCUGCAAACCAAAAGAAGCCAAUUUUUAAGAACCUGAUAGUCUGAGAUAUUCAGUUUAAGCCGACUUAGCAUUAAAAGCUGUCCAGCCGUAAGUUAAAACAAUAGGCCACUUUCGAGUUCCAAAAACCCUCACUUUCAAAAUGAGGCCAAGUGCACAACCUUCCUUGUGAAAAUGAGUGUUAUUUACAUGAGAAUGAAAAAUCAUUUCCACAUGAAAGGUCGAGCAUUUAACCUCGUUUUGAUACAGAGGCCCGAGGGAACUCGGAAGCGGAAAUGGCCUAUUCAUCAAAGACAUAAAACUCAUAAAUAAAAAUGCAAAUAGAGAAAGCUCUAAUGGGUAUUGAAAUUGAGCCAAAUUGCCCGGGGGGUACUCCCUUUCAAGAGGCAAAUAGAGAUGUGCCACUGGAUGGGAUCGCAUUUUCACGAUUGGAUUGACUAUAAUGGGGUCGCAUUUUCAUUUUGGGGGUAGGUAGGGAUUCAAAAUGGGAACAUUCUCUGGUAAAAAAUCAGAAAGUUGUUGUUUAUUAAAUUUAACAAUAAGCUAGCAUUGACCGCAUUACAUUCCGCCGCUUGAAACCACAUUGAUAAGGUAGAUGCAUAAAUAGAAAGUGACUAAGUUGGGUUCACGAAAAUUACAUUUUCCAAAAAGUGACUAAGAUGGGGUCUCUAAAUGCCCAAAAAAUAGACUAUAAUGGGGUAGGGGCUCUGAAAGGCCAGCGGCACAUUCCCAGCAAAAAUUAACCCAAGUACCCUCCCCCCGGGCCAAAUUGCUUGCAAUUCAAUCCAGUACAUUUCAUAUAUACACACAAAUUAUACUGACAUCUAAGUCUAGCGGAUUUUUUGAAAACCAGCUUUACGAAAUUUUGCAGUCGGCACUUUGAGUAAACAGGCAUCAAAAGGCAGGCUUUUUGGGCCCGAUAAGCUCCAAAAUCAGAGUAAUGAAGGAAAUGGAAAGGAGAAAAAGAAAGAGCGCGGAGGGGGAAAGGAGGAGAAGCGAAAAAAAAAAGGUUGCACUCUUAGUUUUUAUAGUAGCUUCUUUGGAGAAAAAAAAACUGUUGGCUGCAAAAGGUCCGUAAAGUUUUCAAAAAUCCGUCUAGAAGUAUAGAUCACUAUGUAUACACAACUGUAAUAGCCCAAACACAAUAUGCCUGUUUUCAGUAAGACAGCGUUAAAAGUACUACUGUGUAAUAAUAUCAACUAUUAAAGGCGUAUUUUACCAGCACUAAGAAAAAGAACGUGAUAUGUUUCCUUCACACUGUAGCCUUAAAACGCGUUUUGAGAACCUCUUACAAGUUCUCAUUUUUGGUUGCUUCCUGUAUUUCAAAGUAGGACUGAGAAAUGUCCUAAUAUUUACAGCACCCAACACAAGUGAGUAUCAAAACGUAACGAAUUGUCAGUUUAACCUGACCUCUCAAACUGCUAGGGUGCACCAUACAGUCAAUAAUUUGACACUAUUCUUAGUUAAGGACAAAAAUUAGAAAUUAUUUUAUUCCUCUUCAUUGUAUUUUAUUCUUCUCGCUUGUCAGGUGUUUCUGCGAAGAAACGCUGUUUUUACUGCUCGUGCCUCGUCCAAGGGGCGUCACUUGGCCGGCGGUGGUAUUGUCCAGAUUGUGAGUGACAAUGAUGUGCAAGGAAUCUGCGAGUCGAUUUUCAACGUAACUGGCAGCUCAUUGGGUCUUGUAAAUAUUCUUGGUGAGUGGAGUCGAAGUGAUUAGAAUUAAUCACAUUGAUUAGAGUUAAGUAUAGCAGGCCCAGCUUUAAACGACUUUCUGCUUCCUUCCAGUACGAGAUAACAACUUAAUGUAAAGUUUUCUGUAAAAUACAAAAACAAAAGCAGGGGUGUUUUUUCAUCACUAGACAAAGACGAGGUUUUCAUGCACCAGACUUUGUACACAGGAACUUCGAGUUUUACCGAAGGGCUAAAAAAUCUCUCAUCCAGAUCUGUUGAUUCAUCCUAUAAUUUUCGGCGUUUUUGGUUUUUGUUUUUAAUUUUCCCAAGAAUUGGAGGUAAAAUAACUCAGUCUUGUCUCCCCAUGAAAGGGUAUCCAGAAUUAGGGAAAGUUUUGCUUGUGGAAUCGGAAAUUCGGGAAUUUUUUGCUUGUGGAAUCCGGAAUUCUGGGCUCUCGGAUUCGGAAUACAGCACAAAGAAUCCGGAAUCCCACGAUCAAUUGGAAUCCAGAAUCCAAGUUCCACUGACAAAGAAUUCAGCUUUACUUACCUGGUAUCUGGAAUCAGCAAUCCAUGGCGUGGAAUGUAGAAUCCAAGACCGUCUUCGUUUUCAUAGCAGGAGGCGAGUCGUGUUUUAUCUGAUUUGAAACACUCAUUAAAUUUUAUGGACUUUUGCUUUUUCUUUGACCCGUGUAAAAAAGCACUCUGGUAAUUCGCCAAUUUGUUUUGUUUGUUGAAAAGUAUUCGUAAGUACUAGAACUGAGUACUUGUGACCACUCUCGCAAGCGACCGGCUCUUUCUGAAACCGUGUUUGAACUGUGACUUCAACUUUGUAAUCAAGAGCUCUCGUAAGCGACCGCCCCCGUAAGCGACGGGGACCACUUUUGGGAUUAUCACACUGGACUUCUCCUUUGUUUUUAAGCUCUCCUAAGCGAUCUCUCAACUCAUUCUUGCACUGAUAUUUAGAUUUGAGGUUGUUUUGGUCUAAAACGUUGCACGUGAAGUUUAGGCGUUAAAGGUUGGACGUGAAGGUUAGCCGUGUCUAUAUCAGAUACAAAGAUAGUCAUUAAACAUUUCUUUCUUUUUGUUUUCUUUAUGAAUUAUUAAUGAUCUUCUGAAGCUCUCGUAAGCGACCACCCUCUAUAUUGUUUUACAAUGCGGUCGCUUACGAGAGCUCAUUCUCGUAAGCGACCAGCUCUAGUAACGACCAAUUUUUAAAAUUUCCUUGGUGGUCGCUUACAAGAGUUUCGACUGUAGUAUCUUUCUGUUCCUUCUUUUUUCAGUCUCAACGGCCGACACGAUUCAAGUACAGUACAUACAACAGGGAACUCUAAAAAUCGACACUAACAAUGCAAGAUGGACGCACAGAACAUCAUCAAAUGGUUUUAUGGCUUUUUCUUACUACGGUGAAGUAGUGCCGCAUUCUUUACACGCUGAAGCUCAUUACAACGUUUCAGAAUUUAAGUUUAAGACUCCUAUUCUGAUAAACGGCUCUGCUGUCGUUGAAGUUUUAGGAGAAAACUCGCUACUUAUUUUCAGCUCGGAAGGAAUAUUUAUCGGCGUGGAUAUCCAAGUAGGAAAAGCUAAAUCAGGACUUAAGAAAUCUGUGGGAGGAUAUUGUGUCAGUGAUCAGAGAGCUUACGGUAAGGAGCUGAACGUAACAGCAUCGUAGUCGGUAUUCAGAUGCAAAGCUGCAAUAAUAAUUUGUCUCUGUUGAAUGGAAAUAGAGACGUUUAGAUUUGGGGACUAGGACGACUACCAAGACGAGAUUUAACUUACAAUUUUUUCGCGUAUUCUCCAAAAAUAGAAACCCCAAAAAGCUCCCGUGUACUUUUUUUUCUCUAUAACGGCUAACACGGUUAUUAUUAUUAUUGAAGGAGAUUAAACCUUCUCUAACAAGCAUAAUUUUAAAACUUCUAACAUUUGAUAACAUUUUUUUCGCCACCAUCGCAUUCUCACUAGAACUCGUAGUAGCAUCGGACGACGGCUAUCGCGUUUUCCGGCCAAAAUAGGGACUUAAAGAUCCAACGACGUCGACGCGGACGACAACGAGAACGUCAAAAAAACAAUAGGUUUAAUUAGCAAAAAACAACUUUGCACGUGCAUCACACUUUUUUGUACAUUUCUUUCACGUUUUUGCACGGCUACGACGUGAAAAUACCUAAUUUCGCGUUUUAUGGAGGACGUAAACUAGCAACGACGAAAUUUUAUUUCUCUUUCUGAGCUUGAAUAUGGUUCCUUGAAAUUCAGCUUCAGAAGGGUUCGCCUACAAUUGACAAAGUACGUGGGUAGGAAUAAUCACUAUAAAGACUGAAAGAACGCAAAUUCACUUUUUAAGCGACGUUCUUGUCGCCGUCGCGUCGUUGGAUCUUAAAGUCUCUAAUGACGCUGGUUAACGCGCGCGCACUACUUAGUAUUUAGAAAAUCUCAUACUUGUCCUCGUCUCGCUAAGUCAACACUUUGGUUGGAUAAAAAAGUAAAACUGUGGUCGAACUCAAUCAAGGAUGCUUAGGCGUGUUUUACAGAAAUUGUGCCUACCGUUAAUGAUCUAAUAGUAACAUGAGGAAAUAUGCAGCCAAAACGCUUUUAAAGAAGAAAUCAUCUAUGUUGCAUUAGCAACGAUCGAAAUCUUACGCUUAACCUUAUGGAAGCAAUGUCUUAUAAGUAUAUUUUUCUGUGCCAAAUUUGAGCUUUGAACCUGCAACGAUUCUUAGAUGACACCGCAGAGAAUGAUAACGACUCAUAAUCUUUCAAAUUGUGUUCAGCCACCUUAACAAAAUGAAUUGAGGAAGUCAUUCUAACCUCCUGUUUUUCUAAUUAUUUGUUUCAGUUGGUGAAGGCCCAGGCCGAGGAAGGCCAAAUGCUAAUGGGGGCGCGGGGCAUGCUGGACAGGGUGGUCUAUUGUUCGAGGACGACGACGACGUCAUUUUCGGGGAUACCUACGGAGUUGAGCCCGAGAUACAUCUUAUUGGUGGGAGCACUGGUAAAUAAAAAAAAACUUUCAAAGCGCGCAUAAGUUAGUUCAUUUAUGUUCAGUUAUCGAAUGCAGAAGCCAAUGUCGACUGUCAACCAUGUCGCUUCAAAAACUAGCCAGAGUCAAAAUAAGACAAAAAUUCCAAAUUCCAUUUCGAAGAAUGCAGAUAAACAAAAAGAACCAUGUAACAGUACUUCUAAAGAGGUUUCAUUUGGAUGGUCACUUCACAGGAUUUCGACCACAGACUCAAAAGUUAGAUCCGCCGUACAAAACUCCACGAUUCACCUGAGUGAAUAGUUUUCUUGAAACAAUGACACUGUUAAGUCAACCCAUCCAGGAUUAAAAGUGUAUCGUCAAAACAGGCACAUGACAGGGUCGAGAAAAAUCGGUCUACUCUUUUUGAGUCAAGUGACAGGAAUAGGCCCUUUGUAGCUAGUCAUUCACGUGGUACAAAACCGCCAUACUGGAGAGCAAAGAACGCAGCGGGACAAGAUAAACAAAAGAAAUUACCAUUUUAAAUAAUGUGUCCCAGUGCUUUCUUUCUCUUCAGAAUGGAUAAUGACUAACUGUAAAGGGCCUCUUCACUUUUCUUCACAAAACAACAUUUGGCGUCGUAAAAUUGCUGAAUCCCGGAUCUCAAUCAAAUGGCGAAUCGCGAAAAAACAAUCUUCGAAGGGGUUUCCUUGGCUAUAAUUUUUGAGCAGUCAAAAGUCAUUCUCAGUUUCAUGCCAGUUUUGUUUUUGCAUGCCAAGCUGGGCGAGUGCGUUUAAUUCUUUUCGAUUUUCAUUACCCCCCCCCCCCCCCCCUUCCUUCAAAUGAUUGACGGAACUGAAAAACCCAAAAUCCCUUCGAAGUUUGCAAAACGCGCAGCGCGAUACAACGAAUUUGGCAGUAAUUGCUUAUAGGGGUACUCCAACUCUGUUUUUGAAAGUGGAAAUUAUGUAAUGACGCUAAAUAACUGUUUCUUAUGUUAAUUUUGUUGAUCACAGGAACAUCAAACUGUACCGCAAACAAUUGUAAGUGGCAGUGACAGACAGACGGCAAUAAAUCAAAGCAACACACAGACACUAUUUCGUCUUAUUUUUUUGGCCAGUUCAUGCUUUAAUACCCGAAAACAAACAUUUGCUUUCAUUGAUUUGACAAGUCCAUAUGAAAGGCUUAUAACAACACUCGGACUUGAUUUUAAAUUUUUGAUUUUUUGACCUAUCAGUUUCAAUCAGAAGGCGUAUGACGUGAUGUGACUUCAAAAUACUUUUUGACGUGACGUCUUUCGUUUACGUGACCUCAGUUUGUGUGCGUGACGCAUUUUCCAGUUUACUACAAGUUUCGUCUUGCAGGUACAACAAACGCGACUAAAAAUGACCUGGUUGUAGCAUGUGGUGGAGGAGCCGUUAAAAUUAAGACCGAUAAAAACUUAACAAUCAGUAAGUAACGGUUUUCACAUGUAGCCAAAAGUUCUAUAAUGUUAUAUUUAACUCUUUAAUGUCACGCAAUUUGUGCGUCGAGAUAGCAUUGCAUAAUAGCGAAAGUUGAUUUGUAUCGGGGGCGAUUUGAGGGCAAAGUUAGAAACGUGAUUCAUUGUUUUUUUUUUUUUCAAUAACGAUUGCUUACCAUAUAACUCCUUCCUUACCAAAUACAAUAUAUCUCAGACUCUAUCUCUACGGUCGUGGGAACUGAAACCCCAAGCUCGCAACAAAACAAGUCUUCUUUGAAUUCCUUUUAUGCUGAUAGAUAUGGAAAGUUUAUCAGCACACUGAGUGAAAAAGGGAAGAAAUGACUCCAAACCAGUACAAGACCAACAAUUACAGACAAAGGACUCAAACCCGAAAUAUACAGCCGCGCGCGAGAAAAAAAAAAACCUUGUGUACGGCCAGGGUGGCAAAAAAGUAACUCCCGUUUCAACAAUCCUGUUGCUUUUCUGCUGUAGAUGCUGCCAUAAAUGCAAAUGGAAGUACAUAUUCGGUUUUGGGUAUACCUACAAGCGGAGGAAGUAGCGGUGGAACGAUUAUUCUGGAGUCUAAGAAGGUAAUAAUCAUCACGUAAGAAUAAAAAAUCUGAACAAAUAAGCUACGGAUGAAAAGAUUAACAAACAAACUGCGUUGCAUACAAACAAAGCGAUACACAGAUGCCAGAAAUAAACAUGUACGUUAUCACUCGUGUGGCAAACAGCUAUGCAAAUUUAUUGGAACCUAAGGCCCAGUUCAGACGUCGUGCUUCUGCCGUGCCGAACUUAUUUGUAAUUUGGUUCGACUGUAGCACGGCAGGAAAACAACUUUGAUUCAGACGUCGUGCCAGAGUCGAACCAAAUUCAGGAUUUACUGAUGCCUCGUAACAAUUCUCCUCCUAACUCCCCCUGGGAACGCAAUCUCGCCAAAAUACAUUAAUAUAAUUUAUGAAUUUUGUUUAGCGCGACAGAAGCACGACGUUUGAAUUGCUGCCGUGCCAGAGCCGUGUAGCACGGCAGCGCUUGCCGAACUUAAUUCAAAAGUUUGAUUCAGACGCCGUGCUUUUGUCGAACUUAAUCCUGAAUUUAGUUCGGCACGGCAGAAGCACGACGUCUGAACUGGGCCUAAGAAAGAGUGCACAAAAGAAAGGAGUUUAAAAAUCCCACAGGACUCAGUGUUUUGGGACACCAACAUGGCCCCCGUUUUAUUGUUUUGGGACACCAAUAUGGCUGACGUGACGUCAUGUAUGAGCUCUUCAUAACGUAUUUCAUCGGUUGUCCCGUCUAUAUCCCCAUUUCCUCGUGUCCCAAGAAAUGUCUGCUCUUUUCCACCGACUUACAGUCAAACCGACAAACCCGUGAAGACUUGAAAUAUUUAAGGAAUGUUUAUUGAGUUACGACCAAUCACAGCAAAGAUCAGGCCACGCGAGCUAGGCACAAAACUAAUCUCGUACCCAGAUUUCACUCUGUGUUACGCUUUUUGGCCGUGGGGAAUCUGGGUACUAGAUUGGGCACAAAACCACAAGCUAAUUAACGUUCUUGCUUGCGGUUUAGUUUUCUCGCUCUUUUGUAACACAUUAUUACGUAUUUUUUCAACAUCAAUCUCAUUCACAAAUUUUGCUUUAAAAUAAAGAAGGGUCAAUUGAAACAUACCGCACGCCUCAUCCAAUUUUUUCGGGAUUAAUCACCCGACAAAACGUUUUUUCAUCCUUCUUUGUUUUAUUUAAGUUCGUGAUCCUCGGCGACAAGGCCACAUUGGAAGCCAAAGGAGCUGACGCCGCGAAAGAAGGAGGCGGUGGAGGGGGUGGUCUGAUUAGUAUCUCUUAUGGUGAAGGAUUUGUGGGGAAGGAGCCUGUUGCGAAUGAAAACACCAAAGGAGGGGAGGGUAAUGUGACAGGAGACAACGGCAUUGUGGUUAUCAACGGUAUGCUAUUUUCGGAUCAAUUGAGGUUUCUGGAUAACUGAGCACCUACCCCUCCCCUAAGUCACAAUUUUGCUCUAUGUGAGAAGUAAGCGUUAAUGUUGACUUGGGGAAGGGGUAGGUGGUCUCAGUUACCCAGAAACCUCCCUAUUUUCUAGGAAGACAAUCAUUCACUUCUCAAAAUAAUAUACACUUAAUGUCAGAUCCUGAGGGAAACAGUUAGUUUUGUUUUCCCAAGAGUCCUGAUGUUUCCCAAGACGAAGUCGAGGGAAACAUCAGGACUCGAGGGAAAACAAAACUAACUGGUUUCCCGAGGGACCUGACACUAAGUGUUUUGUUAUAUUUCUAGACUUUCACUUCAACGUACUUUAACAGAAACAAAGGAAUACGCUUAAGAGGAGCGAAUCAAAACAGUACGACUCGGUACUUAUAAGAACACAAAUUUAAUUCUCAAACCACUGAAUGAAUGAUUUAAAAAGCACUUUCCUUAUAUUAUCUGCAUCUUCCUCCACUAGCUGCUGUUUCUCUUCUGGGAUAACUUUGAAAAUCGUUGCUUUUUAGCUUGAGGCUUCAUGUUUGUGUUGUUGUAAAUGUUGUUGUGUUCAUUCACGAAAAAGAAAACUGGCAGUGUUUUUCCCGCCUUCUGUCACGCCACUUUCCACCAUGCUCUGAUCACAUGCUGUAAUGUAUCCCGAGCGGGGUACAUUGCUUGAUGUAUGACGAUCGGGAUACAUUUGAUUCUAGUCAAGGCGACGUGACCAAGAAUCAGCCAAUGGUUGUCCCUGUUUAGUUGAGAGAAAGUCUAGGAAUAUAACAAUUAACGAUGUCUUGCGAUAUUACAUAAAGGCCCAUUUCGAGUAUUCAGGCAGUUCUAGAAUUUUUCUCUUGACUUGCCAAUAAGCUAUGGUAUUUUUUAUUUCAAACUUUUUGUAUGUUUACAGCAGGGUUUUCAAUAAAAAUUGAAGUAGCCGCCAGUGUGUUUGAAUAGAGUAACCGAUUGUAUCAACAAUGGGCCAGUAGUCCACGUUUUGGGGUGUCUGGGGGUAUGUUCCCUCAGAAAUGUUAAAAAUUACAAAGCCCUAAUAAGCGAUUUUCAGCGUUCAGAGGACUAAACUGAGUAUAAAAGAGCGCGUUUUCCAUCCAAGAGGAUUUGGGUUUAAGUCAAAUUUUGAUUUAUUAGCCACACAAUUAACUCCUACAAGCAAGGAACAAAUGAUAGUUAAUUUGUUACGUACAUUUUUGCGUGAACAAAUUCUAUUUUUGUUCAUGACAUUAUUCCAACUAGUUGCUUCUUCCUUGGGGGAAAAAGUAGCCGACUUCUCGGAGCAAUAAAUCCGACGCGAUUCGUCAGUCGUCGGUGCUUUUUGAAUCCCCUGUUACAGUGUUCAUUGUAGGGGGCGUUAUUCCGUAAAUCGUGCACGUUUUUUGCCUUCUGACAUAAAAAUGUUAUUCCUGAAAAUUACAUCAGCCCAGUUACUCGCUUACUUCGUUCUUUCGCUUAAAAAGGUUCUUGAUUUAUUGUUAAAAACCGGCAAUAAAUUUGUUUACAGCCGUGUAGAGUUUAUAGAUCUGAAUCUAAAGCUUAUGCGCGUUUCAAACGUUGAACUUCACCUGUGCCUAAUGUAAUGCAAAUGAGCGAGAAUUAACAAUUGGUUUAUGAGUCAGCGUGCGUAUGUCGAGAUAUAAAGCACGCGGGAAGUCUUGAGAGCACAAAAGAGGUGUACAGAAGGGUUGUUCGAGGCGCAGCCGAGACUUUUGAGUGCUCUCCAAACUUCCCAAGUACUUCGCAUCCCGACAAACUCACAGCUGAAGCAUGAACCAAUUGUUUUGUAACAUUUUCAGUGCGAUCAAUGCCGCAGUUGACUUAAAAUUCCAUUGCAGUCAAAGCAGUUCACGUCAUUGUCUACGUGACUAUUUGUUCUUUUUAACUCAUAUGCCAGUUUGCAAUUGUUCAUAUCUUCAAGCUGAGAGAGAAAGAUUGAUAACAGAAGUCGUUUAAGAUAACAUUCAAAAGGGUUUUAGAAUCCGUAUUGAGAUGGAAAACGUUUAAUUCGCCGAAAAAAUUCUUUUAAACGAAAAAUUUUUGCCAGGAAUGAUUUACACACGCCAUAGCGGGCGCAGAUGACAGCCAUAACCGACAGCACUCACCUCUUUUCUCUGCUAUCUGUGGACAAAUUCAAAAAUGUUUCUCUUUAGAUUACAUUGUAAAACACAUGACAAACGCUUCAUCGUGUACUAGUUAGUCAUGGAUGCACUUGGGAGGAUUGCUAAGCUCACAAGAAAUCGAGGUUUUUAAAAGUUUGUUGACGUCAUCAGCGUGCUCAAUGGGACUAUGAAGCACCCUCGCGCUAUUGAAUUUGAUUAAGCGAAUAUUCUAGCUAUAUCAUAAUAGUAGAUUUUCAAAUUAGUAUACUGCACAUUUAAAGUUCGACGUUUGGAAUGGCUCAAGAAGUAAAGGCUUGUCUUUGUUUACACCUCGUUCCCAGUUUCCUCUUCUCCUCGUCCCUACGAAGCAAGAGACAGAGAACCCUGGGAACGAGGUUGUAAUACAUCUGAUAUUUUUUUUGAGUUUUGCAAUAACGACACCUUUAAUUCAGCAAAUGUCCGAAUUGUUUUUAUCAGCACUGAGACAUGUCCCACUUUGAAUAAUUACCCAUAGAAUAAACAUUGCUUUUAUAAACAUCUUAAGCAAUGUAUUUAUAAAUAAAUAACUUCUUUUUUAAAAGUCGCAAAAUUUGGACCUCCAUGUCUAUUUUAUAAUUAACUCUACAUCCUUUUCACUCAACAGGAAGUAAACAUUACGGACUUCCAACACCAGGUAAAAUUGAAACCUACUUUGUCUCGCAUGCCUUCCAUAUUUUAUACCAAAAGACCCUUGGCCAGUGUGAAGUGACACCGGUGCCCCAAAAUGAGAUGGAAUUCUAGCGUAGAUCUAACAUAAAAUUCACCAAAAUUUGAAUCUUCAAGUGUGUCCACCUCUCGAAAGUGAUCGCCUACUCAAAACGUCAAUUUGAACCUCUUUCAAAGCAUUUCAGUUGGAUCCUUUCGUAAACGAUCGCCUUCCGUAAGCGAUCAGUGUGCGGGUCCCUUACGAGAGGUUUGAUGGUGGACUGUAUAAAGCAAUUUUGCCUUCACUAUCGAGAAAGACACCCACACAAGCGUAGAUACAGGGGCCUGUAGGUCAGCGAGGACGUCGAACCCAAGUGUAUUGUAAAAUUACCGGCAAGAUUACAAAACCGCAUUUAAACCUCUAAGUGUGAGAUGUACACCGCCGGAUACGAAAACCCCAAACCACUUUGUGGAACAAAGAGAACGUAUAUCCCCGCCUACUGAAAUCAGCUGCGGUGCCGGCAACUCUGGGGCAGAGGUAUGCAAGAACUAACGACUGUCAAAUGCCUACAGGCAAAAAUAACAAAAUUGGCAAAUAAAAUAAAAGUUAGGAGCUCUAAUGAAUGCUGACCUACACUGAUUCAAAUUUGUACCGUACAACUAAACAUAUCUCAAAACUAUCCACAAUUCCUCUUAGUCGACUUAGUCGUCUGGUCCGUGGCGGCAAAAUAGCUAUUUCUGUCUUAUGUCCCGUUAUACUACACUGUCAGAAAUCCCAUUAUUCGUUGGUUGCUUCGAUAUCACAUGACCAGCCUCGUUAACAGUGAAGCCCUAGGCUUGUUUCACAUGACAUCUAACAACAAAACUGUUAUGCAAAAUUUUGGGGGUAAACAUGCAGGGUGCAUUAUGGUUCAUGGGACUGGAAAACUAGGGCUGCGGUCAGAUCUGGGCUACUAACUAUAGUUAAGACAGGGUUAACUAUAGUUAGCUAUUUCGGUAAUGUGACCGCUUCUCUGUUCGCUCUAACUAUAUAGUUAGAAAAUUUACGCCCCCGUGAUCCAAAACAAUACAGACGAACUAUAGUUAUACCCAAGCAGGGUUUGUGGGUUAGUCUUAAGUUUACAAACAAAUAACCAAUCAGAAUGUCACACUUCUUUUCUCACGUGCGAGAUGACAAUAUAUAUAAAUAUGCAAAAAAAAACCAAGCGUGAAGCGAGAGGGAAACCAAAAACAACAAACAAAAUAGGACUCCACAUUUCACUCUGAGAAUGAAGGCUAAAAAGGAAUGGUUCAUCUUUAGAAGCAGAGCACGUGAUUAUCGAUUCUUUGCAGCUGAUCAGUCACGUGGUACAAAAAAGUCAUGCUUGAGAGCAAGGGACGCAGCGGGAGAAGACAAACAAAGGAAAUUACCAUUUUAAAUGAUGUAACCUUUCUUUUUACUAUGUCUCAGUGCGUUUCUUGCUUUCCAGCAUUGCCUUAUUUCGAGCCUGCAUCGCAGACGUAAUCAAACCCUGUCUGCGUAGCAGGGCCGACAUUCUUGUUCUGGAACCCUACGAACGCAACGAAUUACUGGAAGUGGGUUUCGAAUUUCCUUUCGAUAAUGGCUUCUUUAACAGGCCAAUCAUGACACGUACUCCAAUAGGUCUUAUCACGGUUUUCGACGCCAUCUUGACCAGUAGGCAACCGCGUGAGAAAUUACAGUGUUUGUAUGAGAAUCCAAUGUCGAAUAGUUUCCGUAAAACGGCUGUCCUGAAAAAAAUAUGAACUGUAAACUAAAGCUACACAGCAAAGAAUUUUACUAUCAAAUUUUGGGGGCCGUUACUGUGCUUAAAUUUCUCCAGACGCUUGCUUCAGAUUUUCCACAUAUUUGUCUGCAAUUUUCUCCCGGGAAACGUUUACAGGCAAAUGUAUAGAAAAUUUUAAAAAGUGGUUCUAACGCACAUAGCUACAUUUAACGACCUCAGUUUUUUUCAGAAGAAUCGUUAGGAGUGAAAAUUUAGUUUACAAUUCAUUUUUUUUUUUCAGAACAGCCGUUUUACCGAAAUUUUUGGACAUUGUAAUUUCUCACGCGGUUGCUUACUCGUCAAAACCGUGAUGUAAGGCCUAUCCUGGUACACAGUUGGGGGUCACAAACAAGGAUUUCACCACUGUUUCACAGACAGACUUAACCGGAGUUAAGUUUUUAUAUUACAUCACGUGACUGGUCAGCUGUUCAUAUAUGAUUUGGUUUAGUCGAUGAUAGUUAAAUGUUCUUUUUCUAGUUACACCAGAUCAAGGGAACUAUAUACCUUGUGUGAAUAUGACCGAAGUGUACUUUAGUGACCCCCAUAACACACUGAGAGCCCAUGAAGCCGACCUUGCACACUGUAAUGAAUAUUGUGAAGGGGAACACCACCUUUGGGCAUUUAUAUCCCUGAAGGAGUGUUACUGCUCGAAUGAUAAUUACACCGCGUACAAAGUGGAUGACAAUCUAUGUACAGCCAGGUGCAGGUCAAAUACGUCUUUUAUCUGUGGUGGUAGCGGUGGUUUAGCAAGCGGACAAAGGACAGGUGAGGUUUUAGCCGUCUUUCCUCUCUCCUCGCUGCUAGGGACGUUUCGCAUUAGAUACGUCUGCGCUUCAACGACAGAAGGCACUUUACGAUCCGACGAUUUGAUGGCAACGAGAACGUUUAAAAGGCAAAACGACAACUUUGCACGUGUUUCACACUUUUUUUGUACAUUUCCUUGCCUUUUUUGCACGACCACGACGUGAAAUAGCCUAAUUUUCCAUUUUAUGGAGGAAGUCAAGCGACGACGAAAUUUUCUUUUUCUUUUUGAAGUUGCAUAGAGAUCCUAGGAAUUCAACUCUUAGGGGAUUCGCCUACCUUUGAUGAAGUAAAUGGGUAGGAAUAGUCGCGAUGAGGACUGGAAGAACGUAAUUUCACUUUUUAAGCGACGUUUCCGCUGCCAUCGCGUCGUCGAAUCAUAAAGGCCAUAGAAAUUCCAUUCUGACGACGUAAAUCAGUGCUAACAUAAUUUAUUUGGUAGUCAUGGAAUUCUAAAGGUAAAUUUGUUCGAAAAUUAAAUUAAAUUUGUUUUUAUUUCUCCUCGUCUAUUGAUUUCGUCAGCCAAAGAGAUGCAGCAAUCUCAUGAAAUAAUAGUAAUCUCAUGAAUGAUGACCGUUUUGUAGUAGAUUCAGUUGAGUUUACAUUUGACCGUUGUGAACUUUUGCCUUAUGUCUGUCAUUCGUAAAGAAAAGCUAAACAAUAUAAUUACUGCGUCGACCAAUCAGAGCUCCAGACUACGCUCCGGACAGACUUUUCGUCAUCAGUAUGGAAUUUCUUUCGUUGAGGCGCAGACAAUUCCGGUUUUCGCCUUGCCAAAAUACAACUUUUUUACCCAAUAUUUGCGUAAGCACGACCAUGAUACCACUAUGGUAUCCAGGUGAAAUUGUACAGAAUGGCUCUGCAAAAUUUUGGUGGCAAACAAUAUGGGUUGAGGGAAAUACCCAAGUGGUGAAUAGGCCAAUUUAGGGUUUUAAAAACCCUUAUUCAUGUGAAAAUGAGUUUAAUUAGCAUUAAAAUAAAAAAUAUAUAUAUACAUGUUAGAUUUUGGUUUCAGGCGUUUUUCCCGACGCUUGUUGCAGUAUUUUGUUUGGGAGUAUUGUGAUUAAAAUUCCGAGUUGCUCCAAGCCUAGCCUCUGUCUUAAAACGAGGGGAAAGGCGGAGCCUUUGAUAUGCUAUUGUCAAACAAAUGAAGCUCAUGUUCACUAGAAAGGCUUGCCAAUAAUCUCAUUUUUAAGAGAGGUUUUUUGGAUCUAAGACAUGGUCUGUUAGUUAGAACCGUUCAAUAAAUAGCAUGCAGUAUCACGGGAAACUAAUGCUGGAAUAGAUUAUAUUUUCGUCAACCCCGGGUUCAUUUUGAACUUCUAAAACGUCGUAAUCUUGUGUGACUACCCCCGAUUAUUCAAACAAUUUCCAUUUCCUCAGGGGAUUCAAAAUUUCGGGGCUCUACAGUACCUUCAUUAGAACCUCCUUUACAGAGGAAAUGUUUCUGCGGUUAAGUAGCUUUUUCCUGUGAAUUCAUUGCCAUCCACACACACACACUCAAAUCAGGGGCACCCAACGAGAAUAUAAUUCAAAACCACUUAAACAUAGCAUUGUUGAACGUAUUUUAGUAUUUAAACGGUAGAUAUAGGCAUAUUUUUAUCCCCUAAAAAUUUUUCAUCUGUUCGGAUUUCCUGGCUGAAAGUCUAAAGAUCGGAAAAUUAUAGGGAUCAAAACUUACCUUUUCGAAAAUUUCAGCCAGAAAAAAAGCUCCCGAAAAUUCUAGGUGACCUUUUCUGGGUAAAAAUCUGUUAAAAAUGGGCAAUUAUUCCAUUUUUGAAAUGUUCGAAAAUCGUAGGAGAGGCAGGCAAGCAAGAAAUUUAACAACAAAUGUUCCGAAAAUUCUAGAUCUCAAAUCGUCUUCCGAACAGAAAUUUUCCAGUCAAAUCGGUUAAAACCAUAGCCUAAUGUUCCUCAGCAUUUUAGAAUACUUAUGUAUGUUCUCUUUGUCGUUCACUGUUAGCAGACCAGCCCCUUUUCCCUGGUAUUAUUCGUGGGGGAGAAGAAAAAAAAAGAGCCCUCUCUCCCGCCCAUUACCAGGAAAAAGAGGCUAGUCUGCCAGCAGGGAAUCCCAAUAACUCGCCCAAGGGGUAUACUUCUGCAGUGAACUGAUUUAUCUUCCUUCGUAAAUAAAUGAAAAUCCGUUGCCAGAAUACGCUCGUUCAUAGGGCAAAAUUAGACGAGGCCGGAAAAUCGUAGACAUCGAAAUUCAAUUGUAUCCAGUCCAUGAUCAAAAUUUAAAGCUUGCGGUUAAUCGCACUUUCACUGCGACGUUUUGCGGUUAAAACAAAUCCUUCUCAAGCGCUUUAUUAACUACAGUAAUUUUUUACGUUACAGUCAGCUUAGUGUAUUUACCUAGGCAAACCCUAGCUUGUUACUACGGUAAAUAUAACGAGUCGGUUCCUUUUGAACUUUAACGUAAGACAAAAAAGGCCCCACCUGGCACCAUAAAAUAACCACAUUUAGGAGCUUGUUUGCCUAUCACCCAAAGAAAUGAGAUUGCUUUUUCAUUUUGUUACGGUGUGGGGCGCGGGAUAAAGUAAUGUUUUUAAGGUACCCAAUCGUUUCUUCGUAUUACCGAGGUAUUACAGUUUCCAUUGGAUGUUGCUUAAAAAAAGUGCGUUAAAUCAUAUUGGCAUGAUUGAAAAUGCGAAUAAAAUGCUCAGAAUUGCCUACUAUUUACUUCAGUCUAUUUACCCCAUUUUGCGCAUAAAAGCCCCCGCAGAAUAUGGCCAACACUUUCCUGUCCUAAAGUCACUGCAAAGUACAAUCGCACUUUAGAGUUUCUGGCAAAAACAUGAGACUUUAUAAUGUAUAUUUUUUCGGCGAAUUUUAUUUUAACAGGGACAGUUGAACAGUGCAAUUUGGUACGUAAAAAAAUGCACUACCGGAAGAUAAGGUUCCAUGCAAAAUACAAACAACAAAGCAACUUCGUGGAAAUUAAAAGAACAAAAUUAAAACAGAGAGUAAUAAAACUAACUCCCUGCAGGAUCUGAUAAGUAAAAGAUUUUAUCAUUAGUUGUACUAUAAAGUCAAGUCAAAACGGAGCUGGUAUUUACAUUAGCGAUAAAUAACUGACAGAUAGAUAGAAGUUCUUAACAACUGCCAUUAGACUUAAGAUCGAAGGUAGUCGUGAUAUUUAAUCUUUUAUGUUCAUUAUUUAAUUCACCUCUGCCUUCAAAAAACCCACGAAAGUCAGGUUUAACGAAAAAAAAAGUCAAUCGCCGAAGCCUCUCGUAAAAUGUUUUGUCAGAGAAAAUGUGUCAACCGUGGAUUAAUAGAAUAAAAUAGUCUGAUUUACUGAUAAAGAUAUUGUAAAAAAAAGCUGUACGCUAGUCUGAUUCAGUCUCCAAGUUAUCUAGCAACAAGGUGAGAAUACUCCAUGAAAAUAUUCUAAUGACAAACAAUUUUAUCUGGGAGCCUGCAACUAAACAGGGGACCUUCGAUAUUUCCCACUCAGUCUGUCAACAGUAUUAAAACAGUAAAAAGAUCGUAUUUUUUUUUGUAAUGGUAACAGCUUUGACUGUUUUAAUUUAUUCAAAUUACCAAUUGCCUGGUGAGAUUUCACAGCAAUAUGCAAAAUAAGAGAAUCUAUGCGAUUUUGCUUGUGUGGGUGCUUUGAGGGAUAUAUCUAUCGAUCGGUUGCUAAAUAUUUCUAAACUUAGUAUGUGUGCUAAAUACAAGUAUCCGAGAAGUACAACGACCCCUUUUCCCGUUUUUCCAAUAUUUCCGAUAUUCAGUACAUUUUUUGAAGGCCACCAAAAACCAUAUAAUGUAUAAUCGAUGUUAUUUUACCUUAAUAAGUCUUAAAAAAUACUAAUAAAUUCAGUUUAUGAUUUACAGCUGAUUUUAAAAACAAUUAAUAUUUUUUAUUUUUUUUCUGCGGAGAGAGCUCCAUUUUAUCUCUGUGUCAUUAAAGUGAAGUUCACUUGUCAUCUUCUUGGAUGCAAAUGAAAUUAUGGAUCUGAUGACUGGAAUUCAUAACCUACAAUAUUUAUUCAAUCGUUGGAAGAGAGUAGUUUACAAAACCUUUAGAAAAGCGUAGCCGUUACCUUUGAACUUAAAAUGUUUUUUUAGUUUUAAUGAAAGUAAAAGCAAUUUGACUGACAGACUGUCAAAAAAGUUAAAUGAGCCGAUAUUUAACAAAUGGCAUAGCUUGGACCUCUUGAUAGUUUAGAACCUGUUUUCCGGUCGAUAAUUCCUAAUUUUUUUCUACCGAUGAAAUUCCACUAACUAAUUUGGUGAAUUAAACUUGUUGUCACAAAACUAAAAGAACGUGUUCAUGCAUUGUUAACCUAAAAAUUGGAUAAUGAAUUUUCUGUAGACGAUAUAACUUAGCACGAUGGAGAUAGGCAAAUAUGAAAGCUUUGGAUGUUUAAUUUGCAUUUGUAACAAAACUUGGAUAUACGUUUAGUUUUGAUGGACGUGUGAUUUACCAUCUGUUUGCUCAGGAAGGGGUGAUAUUUAGACGAUAUUCUGAAUUUAAAUGUUGACUGCUUCUUGUUUAGUUCUGGCAGUUUCUAGAGGACACAAUUGAAGCUACAAAAGCGAACAACUCUGUAUUAGUUAUAAUAAUUUUUUUCAGUACUAUAUGAGACUACAAGUCUAGAUGAGCUUAAUGAGUCUAUUUGUUAAGAUAAGGAAAAUGAACGCCAGUUGCCGCAAUGUAGGGAGGAGAAUAUGUCAUAAAACGUCAGCUUUUAUAGGGCCGAUUUUAUUAACAACGAUGGAGAAUGACUUGUGAUUUGCAUGGGAAAUGAGUCUACCGAAGUUGCUCAGACUACGCACUUGGUGGAAUAGCUUUUACUAAGUGGUGAUUAACUCUGGGAGCGCCUAUUCUGUUGAGAAGGUACCAAGUUUCAGGAAGAAUUUUUCUUGAAGAAUUAGUCAAGCAACCAGUUGAUGCAGUCGAAAACUGAGGUCUUUAAUAACAAUAACUACAUUAAAAUCACCGACAAUGGCUGAAAAUCACUGUGCCCAACUCAGUAAGGUUCUACCGCAACAAGGAAGCCUUUUCGUUCCGUAUGUCCUCAACUGUGUAAUUAUGCUCGUCCUGAGCUUAACGGCGAUCGUCGGAAAUGUUUUGAUUCUGGUAUCCAUUUGUCGCGCGCCGCAAUUUCUGCGUCAGCCGUCGUAUUUUCUCUUGGUCAACCUCGCCUUCGCCGAUUUCUGCGUCGGGCUUAUCGCAGAGCCAGCCUACUUGGUGUACAAGCUUUCCUAUCUGGUAGAUCCCUUUUCUUUGUUGUCAUGCUACGCUGGAAUCAUAUUCAACUUUCUUUCUUACUUUUUAACAUCUCUGUCGCUUUGGACAGCGGCCACCAUUUCGCUGGAUCGACUAUUGGUGCUUCAUUUGCACAUGAAAUAUAGCGCGAUAGUGACAAAGUGCAGAGUUUGUAUUCUUAUUGCUGUUUUAUGGCUACUUGGCAUAAUCUUUGGUUCUAUGUUUGACUGGGCUGUGGACGCACAAAACACUGUGUUUGUGUGCGCAAAUACAAUGGCGCUCUUAAUUGCAUUGCUGUCUUAUGUGCGGAUUUUCCAAAUCGUGCGCUAUCAUCGAAAGCAAAUCUCCAUUCAAUUGUCUGAGGUGUCUUUCUGGCAGAGAGAUGAAGACAAUUCUGUGUAUACCUCGUUUUGUAGAAAAGACAGCACCUCGAAACAGUGGGAAGAUGCUAUGUCUGAAGAAAUGGACGGAAAUGAGUCGGUUAACUCAAAGACAUGCGAUAUACAUAUAGCACCAGUUAAAACCCAAGCCAAUGCGGAAAGGGCGGACUGUGAGAAAAGGUCUUGUUCCACAGAGAAGGCAUCAGUGCCACAUCUGGUGGAAAACCAGUCCUUGUGUGCUGGGAAGGAGGCAGUGACAGGCAGUGAAGCAAGGCAGAUUGGUGUAACGAAACCGGAAAACCACGAAAUCAAAACAUUGGGGGUGGCAAAGGCGAGUUUAAACUAUGAUCGUGUUUUAUCGUCAUCGAAAAGGGAAGUGAACGGGACAGAAGCGUUCGAAAGAGGACAAGAAUCCUCAAAUGGUCUGGCGAAUUCAAAUUUGAAGUUUUCAAAAAACAGAGGCAACGAGCAAAAUCAGGAUAACGUAGUUGGACUUAAGGAAGUGCACACUGAGUCGCUGGCAAGCAAGAAUUGGAUCAUGAAAAGCUGGCAACAGAAUCAGAAAUGUGCUUCAGUAGAUUGCACUAUUGAGGCCUUUAAAGAAGAUACGCAAAACGAGGACGGCUCAUCAGCUGGUAGGGACCAAGAAGGAGUUGAAGAGACAUAUAAAAGACCAUCCGAGGAAAAGGCAGGUUUGAAGGAGAAUCAGAAUCCGACAUGUUCUUUUGAAGAUAAUGCCGUGUGGAGUGAAAGACAAGAAACAGAUCAAGAACAGAGAAACUUAACAGAAGUGAUGCAUGAAAACUCUGUUAGCCAUCGGAAAGAUACGAAAAACACAUCAAAUCACAGUCAAAUAAUAACCUCUUUUAAUCGUCACGCUCAAAGUUCAAGUUCCGCAAACUACCCAACUACAAGAGACAAUCAAAUUGCCAUUAGAAGCAGUAAAAGAUUGAAAAUGCGGCAUUUUAAGAAGUCUGUUUUCAACAUGUUUGUCAUUUGGUUUCUUAUGCUUGUCUGCUACCUCCCUCUCAUAUGUACAUCUGCUUUAUUCACGCUGUUAGGACGAAGUUACUCGAUGCAUUUGGCCUUCAAUUUUACGACCUCCGUGAUGUUUCUCAACUCUAGUAUGAACCCAGUUGUGUUUUGCUGGAGGAUACGGGAAUUUCGCGCAGCUGUGCGAAAAACUCUGCGAGAGUUAUUUGGCUUUUGGGCCAAUCAGAUUAGUAGAAUUGAGAACUUUUCCUCCACUAUCAAUUAGUUAGGGAGGACGGAAAUUGCUGUUGUAGGUCAAUUCUGUUCUAGUGGAGUUAUUUUAUACGGUUGUAGGAAACUGGCCACCUGCCCCUCCCCUAAUCCAACAUUUUGCUCUAAAUGAGAAGUAAGUGUUAAUGUUGGUUUAGGGGAGGGGUAGGUGGGAAGUUUCCCAAAAACGCAUAAUGAUCCCUUAUAGAAAACUAAAGUGUCACGUCAUGAAAAUAAAAUUUCUGAAAUUAUGGGAUUUGCCAGGAUAUUCAGAAAGAACAAUGUCCAAGAGGCCUACUUGCCAAAAAUGAGCAUUUCGGGGCAAAUUGUCUCUGAGAUCGUAGCCCAGUUAUGUUUAGAAAACUCCAUACAAACCCUUCUAAUUUGUUUUGGGUCGACCCAAUGCUCAUAUUUGGCAAGUAGGCCUCUCGGACAUUGUUCUUUCAGAAUAUCCUGACAAAUCCCAUAAUUUCAGAAAUUUCAUUUUUAUGACAUCAUCACUUUAGUACUCUAUUACUUCUUUCCUUUACCCAUACAUAAAAUACUCUAGUAGAGUUACGAAGAAGAUAUCAAACAACUUUCACCAGGGAGCACUAUCCUCAAUGAUUUUUUUAGUGAUUUUUGCGGGCAUCGCAUUAAAACUUGAAAACGUUGGCCCAAUUUUUUCAAGUCUCAAUCCAUGUCCAUCCUUAAUUGCCAUCUCUUACAACAGACAACAGGAAACAGUUUCAAUGCGUAAAUGUAGUGUUAAAUAACAAAUCUAGACCAUUAUUUUUAGAAUUCAAUGGAAACGAAGAAAAGUUUUAGCUUUUUUCAAAUACAGACAAUAGCGUGAGAUAGGAUCUUUAAGAGAUAUAUAUGAGCAGUAGGAUUUUAGCAUUUUAUACCACUUAACAGCUAAUCAAAUACAGACCUGACGUUCAACUAAUCUAUCCUCAAGCUAAGUGCCUUAUAUAAACCGAUUAAAUGUCGGUGGAUGCUAAUAUAACCUCGCUUCUUUUUUUCGCUUCAAAAAGGCGAGCAUUUUUAACUUCGAUAUGACAGAUAAACUCAGAUUAAUACACUUAUCCUUGCUACGCGUGCCAACUGACGUAAGAACCUAUUUCAUGUAUGCGUGCACGCACAACAUGGAACAAGUGUAUUUGUUUGUUUACCAUAAACUGUUUUGCGCUUUAUCGCUUAGUCUCGCUUGCCCGAUUUUAAAUAUUAUAAAUGCAAAAAGCGCCAACAACACCAUAAAAGCCCAUACAUACAUUCAUACAUACAUAACCUUUAUGUUAAGUCGAAUUUUAGAGUAGCUAUACUAUAUAGCUAAUAUCUUCGAGAAACAAAUUAAGAUCUCUAAAAACUGAAAAAAAAAAUACACACAAAAUAAGACAAAAAUUAGUGAAAACUAACUAAACGUAUUGAGAUUUUACACACGUCGCUUAAAAUCAUUAAAAGCACUUUUCCUUAAUUCGUCGGGAAGAUCGUUCUGUUGCUGAGCGGAAAAAUAAGAAGAGUGUGGUCCGUAGGUUGUAAUGUUCUAGGCUUGCUUAGAGUCGUACAAGCCAAUAUAUGGGUAACGCGCAAGUUAUAGGUUGUAUGGCGAACUGUAAACAUGUUCCUCAUAAGUUGGAUACUCAUUAAAUAGUAGACUCUUGUAAACUAGUAUAAAAAAUUCUUAAUGCGGUUGUUGUACAAAGAAGUUGGGUCGAAUGUGGUGGAGUCGAGCUGUUCUCUUGACAGAAAAAUAGAAAGGUGAUGGUUUUCGGAAGAUGCAAAUAAAUUUGCUCCAGAGGCAAGGUAAUGCGCCCUUACGGCCAACGAGCGAGUCUCCCUUUUAACAUAAUGUAAUUGUACCAUGUACCUAAACAAAGCGCGUUUAUACUACUAUCGAACGUGGGUUUGAUUUCGUCCGUUUCUGCAAUACACCUUAUUUGCUUCACUUCAUUAUGAAAAUUUUUUUCCGACAUUAAUUGUUAAGGUAUAUAUUAUUUCGGUUAUUUCACCGGAAAGGCAUUUUAAUAACAUUUUGACAGCUGCUGUCAUUCAAAUUUGUACCUGAUUGCCAAUUUACCUCAAGGCGUCGUUUCAAGAGCCCAACCAAACUAGUCUGCGUAAAAGCUGAGUAUAUUCUGGAUAAGGAUAUGUGAAACUAGUUUUAAUUUACUGUUUGCCAUUUGCGCGACUAAAUGAUGAGUUAAGGUCGACUUAUCGGCCUCAGCUGGGAACAAGAGAGAAAUCAUUGUCACGUGCCCUCCCCUCCCCCCGCGCUUUUUCGUAGUGUUUUUUUUUCGCUUGCGGAACUGGUAACUGCAAAGCACUUGCUGCCCUUAUUUGCAUGAAUUACUAUUAACAUGAGUAUGAAUAGACCUCUUUAGCCUGUACGUUUUGUUUUCCAAUGAAAAUCUCAGGGAAAUUUGCCCGUUUCUCCUAAAUUAUGCGUAGAUAUGCACAUGAAUAAGACCAAAUAAUGUGAAAGAAAUAGUUCUCAAGAGUAUUAUCACAUGACCUACAUUAGGAAAACAAGUACAUAUAGCAUCAACCCCAACCUAGUUUCGAGACAGUGCUUGACCCUAACCAGUAGAGGCAGUGCUUGACCCUAAUUAGUAAAGGGGAAAACUACGUUGUGUAAAUUUCAUGAGGUGUCCGAAGGGGCUACGGUCGAUGGGAUCUAAUGAUAACCUUUUUAACGGUCGAUACCAUCAUUGGUAACCAAGCCUUUAGUCAUAAUAGAUGUAAUAUAAUCCCUGGAUUAAAUUACAAUAAGCAAAAUAAUACGUUUUUGAAUAGUCUUAGGAAGAACGAAGUUGAAGCCCAAGUUGAAUUUACGUUAAAAGUUAUGGAAAGGGCUAGGGUCACCUACUAUUGAUGUAUCAGUUCCGAAAAAGAGUUUGUUGGUUUAUGUGUACUCAGAUUUUUUGAGAUUUUGGCGAGCCGGUGUGGUAGUGUAGUGGUAAGGGAGAGAGAUAAGGAUACGAAGGGUCCGGGUUCGACCCUGCGUUGCAAUUUUCUUUCGUUUUAACAGAAACUCUCUCAAUAACAACUCAAAAAAUUUUCUAAGUGUCUUAAAAAUGGCAGCGACCGUUUACAAAAGGGACAAUUGCGCCGGCCUCCGACGCGUUCUUUCGGGUAGCCGCCGACCACAUUUGUGGCCGAAACUUACUGUUUUAAAACUAGCAUCGUUUAAUGUGGAAUGCUCGUGCCCUAUUAAGAGUGCACGCUGGAAAUUUCUGUGCCCAGAGUUGUUAUCGCGCAAGCCUGUUUUGUAAGUUGUGUCGCACGUGACUUAGACGUCAGUGGUUGUUAAGGAAACGCUAGUGUAUGCGUGAUAGCAGCGGAAGACGUCCCAAGCAUAAUUAAAAACGAUACUUAAAAUUUUGGCAGGUAAACAAGGUGUAUUAUGGGCAUGGUGAAAGUGGUGAAUUCAAGACAGCUUUCCCCCCUUCCCUUCUCCUACCACCCCUCCCCCUCCUUCUACCCUCUCCCCAUCCCCCCUCACCUUCUUAACCUGGAAUUUGAGCAAGAGUUCAAUGUAACAAAAAGUUUCAGUUAGCUUUCUGGAAUCAAUUUUUGGUUAUUAAGGUUACUUUCGUUGGGAAUUGAGAUUUUAAUUCUCGACUCAGUCUUUUAACUUGCUUAGCUAUAGAAAUAACGUAUUAACUUUCGAAUAAUAUAUAACAUUCUAACUGAUGUUAAUUUUCAGGUUAUGAUUCUCAAAUUCGAUCUUCUUUCAUCGUAACGAUUGGUUUAUCCUCGGUUGCCACUCUUUAAAGUGAGACAGAACGGAUUCUGUUGUAAUUCUGUUGAAAAAUUUUAAACACCUCUUCUAAGAAAAACACGUAUACCCUGAAAUGGCACAAGUUUCUACUUAAGAAUCUAUAUCGUUAGAUAGAUAGUCUGCUAUGGCAACUGAGACUUUCAUAAGAUUAAUACAUACUAACCUAUGAAUAAUAUAAUAAUACGCUUACUGAUGUUAAUUUCCAGGUUAUGACUCUCAAACUCCAUCUUCUUCCAUCGUAGCGAAUGGCUUUACCUCAGUAGUCAGUGCUACUCUUUCAAGUAAGACAGUAAUUUUGUAAUAGAAUUAACGCCUCUUCUGACAUUAACGCAUAAACCGCUAAAUGACUAUUGGGAUGGGUGAAGCGUCGAGUAUACUAUCAAAGCCGACAUAAUACCUUGCUUUUCUCUCUUUUAAACAAUUUUUUUGCGACAUUCUCCAUCUACAUAAUAUUGUAAUUCCUAUCAUAAAUUCAGUAACAUCUGUAAACCUAAAGAAGGCUAGUAAUGGCCAGCCGAAAUAUUGUUAUGAAAAAGCAAUACACGUUGUUAUGAUCAGCUUAGCAUUAGUCUUUGGACUUCUCGUUUUUUGGUUCUUAAUAUUUUAGCCAAUUAGAUCUCCUUUGUGCAGAUCCAACGUUGACAACCAGCAGGAUCUUCGUCCACGGUUUUUGCAGUUAAUUUCUUUAUCAUAAUACGGAGGCCCCGUUCUUAUGGAGAAAACUUGUCCCGGGUGGAAGGGUCACCUCCCUACCCUAGGAGCCCUGGGCGAGACACCUUUUCAUACAAUUCCUUUCAAAACGUGGGGGACCGUUGCAAAACAAAGUUCGCUAGGCUACCAGGGUAGCCCGCCUUGCCUUGUCUUAAUGCAAAUUCCACUGCAUUGCGAGCACUAAUAGUGUCGAGUGAGAGAAGCUUCAAAUUGUUUUAGAAAAAUGCUCUCUGGUGAUUCUAAACAAAGACGUUUCUGCGAAAAGCCGGAUUUUCUCCUCUUGCUAUGAGCUUACAGAUAGCAAAGACGGGUUAGCCAAUAAGAAUUAGGGAUUUGUAAUACAAUAUUAGUGGAUCAGAAUUUUACGAAUGAAAAUUAAUUUGUAGGUUAUGACCCCCAUCGUUCAUCUUCCUCCAUCGCAGCAAGUGGUUCUACCGCAGUAGUGAGUGCUGUUUUGCCAAGCAAGACUGCUUCCCCUGUAGAAUCAACGUUAUCUUCAGAGGUUAUGCCUGCCGUCGGCUCCUCAAUUGCGCCAACGCCAACUGAAGCAGCGACAGCUUCCGAAACGUCCACGAUUGCCGUUACCGAAACACCGACUAGUUCUACGGAGGAACCGACUACCACAGCAAAACCAGGCACAGAACCUUCAGAUAAGGUAUAUUGUUUUAAAGCGGCUAUAUGGAAAACUUAAAGAAAGAAGACGGUUAUACUACUUUAUUAGAUUUAUAUAGAUUUAUUUAUUCGUUGGACAGCUUACAGAUUCGUCAGCUGUCGAAUCAACAAGAAUGUGUUUAAGCGUACAACUAUUUCAUGGUGGUGGUGGGGUCUCUGAGUGAACGCAUUGCCGGCCAGCAUGAUGUCACAUUUCGUCUUAGCAAAAUUCAAAAUGGCGGCUGAAGUUUUCGAGGAAGAGACGAUAUAAGUUUAAAAUUUGUCAUGGCUAUUCUGGCCCAGUAUUUUCUCACGUUUGUUACUAAUAUGCUAAUGUAUUUUUUUAUUGAAACUAAAUGAUAUUCUCUUCUUGAAUUUGAAGUUUAAAGAAGUCGCCAAUGUAACGAUAACAGAAGAAAACUCGCUUGACGUGGUCGAACAACUAGAAAACUUGACGAUGGAGGAAAAGUUGAAUAGCGGAGAUACAAAAGUCACCAUUGAAAUCCUUAUAAAAGUCGUCGAGAAUGAAAAUUUGCUCCCACAAAACAAGACAAAGCGGCAACAGUUGGGACAGGUGAGUACGAUGUAAUGAAAAAUAAGCAUUUUUAAAAUGCGCCCUCGGGCCUAAGAACCAUUUUUCAUGCAACAUUAUUUGAACAGUGAAAAGCUUGGGGCGUUGGUACCUACUAACAACCAGCUGCAAAAGAGAGUAUGUUCCUUAUUUGGGGUUAAAUGGGCUGUCCAUGAUCGUUUGCUUGUAAUCCCCGCUCCCCGGUUUUCAAAACAACUGGCAAUACGAGACCAUGCUCAAGAUUUUUGUAACUGGUUGAAAAAUCAGAAAAAUUUAUGACGCCUCACAACUGGUCGAAGACAGCCGAAGCAUUCUAAACAGCCUUAACUGUACAGUGUUUCGAAGUGUUGACUUGAAGCUUCAACGAAACACAGUCGACAACCGUUAAGUCAAGAUACCCUACCAUAUUCCAUCUUUUCAAAUCUGACCCCCGACAACGAUUUGAUACAAAACCUUUCUUUGUCUUUAGUGAGCUGUAUAAUUAGAUUUUAAUUUCGUUUUUUUUUAUUUUUAGAGUAUCCUGAACGUUGCAAGCUCACUCCUUUCGGAGGAAAAUAAAGAGACCUGGGGAGAGCCAACAGAAGGGAGAAAUCAAUCAAUCACGGUAUUUAUCAAUGACAUUAAUUUUUAGUACUAUUUGCACUUAUACCGUUGCACAUCGUUACAAUUAUUAAAGCACGUGCGAUAAGCUUAGUAAAGACUAAAAAUUUCAAAAAUUGUUUGCUACAAUUUGGUGAAGUUGUUUUUUUAAAAACGAGGGUUACGUAAUGUAAGUUGUGUGCAAACUCAUCAGGAAAUUUUAUGACUGGAUUUUAGAUAAACCUACAGUAAUAAAUUUAAUAUUUAAACUUGUUUCCAAUUAUUUAUGUUGCCAUGGCAAUGAUAGAAAUCUUACGUUUAACCUAAUAAAUGUGAUUUCUUUUGAUUAUAUUUUUUGUCCGUGCCAAAUCUUGGCUUUAUACCAUCAACGCGUAGUAAAUAACACCCCAAUGAGUCGUAACGAUUCAUAACAGUAUCAAACUGUGUUGAGCCACUUUAAUUGAAAUUUAUCUUUAAGGUUACCUCUCCCAUGCAAGUUUUGGAAGUUAUAGACAAUAUUGGUUUGAAAAUUGGAGAACAACUUGGGGACAACGAAAGCUACGUCAUUUAUAGCCCCAACAUUGGUAUGUAAGAUAAAAUCGAUGGUAACUUUGAUUAGGUUACUGAAAAAUGCCUUGUAUGGAGGACUUGCAGAAAAUUCACUUUUAUUCUAUACACUCACAUCUUAGUAGCUGAUGAGUUUAAGUUAAUAUUGUCCGUUUAAGUUAAUAAAUUGUCUCAUUGUAAAAAAGCUUUCAUCUUUUCUCUUUUUACACCAUAAAGCAAUGGGUGUAGACACCAAACUGCCCGAGGAGUCAGACACUGGAAAAGAAUACCCUCGCUAUAAUGAACUCAGCGAUGCCGGAUACGAUUGGACGGGAAAGGAUCACGUGUUUAUUCAUAAGGAAAUAUUUGAUGAAAUGGCUAAAGGUCAGUGUUCAUUGAAGUAGAGACUGGUAUGAAAGUAAUAUAUAACAUCUACAGUGGCGGAUCCUAGUCUUUAGUUAACAGCGGAGAGGUACAUUCAUUCAGACCCCGAGGAUCUUAUGGAAAACAGUAAUCCAAGCGUCCCCCUCUCCUAGAUCCACUACUGAUUAUAUCUUGCACCAGAGAUUCUUUUACCACCAUUAUUUUCCACAAGGAACACUAAAAGGCCAGUGUGGCCAGUACCGGAUCCAGAACUUGAGAAAAGGGGGGUGGGGCGGUCAUCCAGACCCUUAGAUAAGAAGGGGGUGCAGUCUCCCAGAAAAAGGUUUUUCGGCCCUUCGGGCCUCGGAUUGGUCCAAGAAUAAAGGGGGGCGGGGCCUCCGCUUGAUCCGCCACUGGUGACUCCCUAAUAGUGGCUUAGAAUAAAGUUAUCAUACUAAACAGUCGACGUUAUUUUGUAGUUUGCCAAGAGAGUGUUAUUUUGGAUAAUCGCUCAUUGCCUGAGAAAAUAGCCGACAUGUCGUAACGUGACCAAUGAUUUCCCGCGAAAUGAAGUCUGAGAAACGAGCGCAGAAAUUCUAAAAUGAUGACGCUUCACUACUUAGAUCUGGGUUGUGGUCAGUCUAAUUGGUUGAAGCCAAUUUUUCAAACGGCACGACCAGUACCACCCAGAUUUGGGUUGUGGCCCGUCAUCAGUAUGAAAUGUCGGUGCUCGUUUCUCAGACGUCAUUUCACGGGGAAACUUCUGGUGGAGUCGCAAAAUGUCGGCUGUUUUCUCAGGCUAAAUCUCUCAAAAAGCCUUUGUCAUUGGCUUUUUCACACCUUGAAGAUGCUAGCGGAAAAUUUCGGAGGGAAUUGUCAUAUUUGUAUACCUUAAACAAUAAUUCGACUUUGAAUUCCACUAACUACUUUUAACUUACUGUACAAGGGAAUGUACUUUGUCCGUUAUAUUAUUGAUAGUUUUGUUUUCUUGUAGAUAAUAGCACCAAGACUGUAGUGGUUUAUACCAUUUACAGCAAAGUGAGCGAGCUUUUUCCGGUGAAUGAUAGGUUGGUCUUCGUGUCAUCGGCACUUUCUUAAUUCUUUAUAUGUUUUUUCAUAUUUUUGGUUUGUCCUUUCAGAUAGCCGUAGACCAAGGCCCAGUGAUCCGAAGGCCGGUUAUUUUUAAUGUAGUUAAUAUAGGAUUUAAUUUCAUUCCAAGUUCCUGUUUCGUUAGUUUAAAGUUAAGUUAAACCAGUCCUUUGGAGUCUGAAGAAUUUACUGUUUGAAUCCAAAGCCGGUUGGCCCUAACACUCAGGUUAUUCUUAACCCUAAGCAAUCCAGCCCAGAAGACGUCUUAUUGAGACGCGGUGUCGUUCUUAAACAUUCUUCUUCUUGAUACAUAAAGAAGUAUAUUAUUUUUGGCACAAACUGUGGUUGUUUUUCUUCCAGCCUUCACAAUGUGUUUGUAAACUCACUGAUUCUCGGGGUGCAAUUUAACAAGCAGCUUCGAGGUCCUUUUACGACGCCCAUUAAAUUGCGGUUCAACAAGAUUAAGGUUAGCUUUAGUUUGUUUAUUUGUUUGUUUGUUUACUAAAUUCUAAUCUGGUCCCAGUUUUUUCGUCUAAUCCUACGAUUUAAUGGUACAUACGCAUCAUCAUCAUCACCAUCAUCAUUUCAUUGAUUUGCCUGUAAUCUUGAAUCCAUUAUUCAAAACAAAAAACCUUUACAUCAGUUUUUUACUACGUUAUCAUGACAAAUAAAAGAGUGCUUUACGCCUUUUGAAUUUUUUUGGUUGAGAAGUUUUUACAUUGCCUCGAUCGAGAUUUUCCUCCUCCCCUCCCUCUCAAGAUGAAAGCUUUUGAGAUGACGUGAAAAAGUUUAGUUUUGCUCAAUUAAUGUAGUUAGCAACAGCUUGCAUUUUAUUAUUCCGGAUCUGCUAAAAUAUACCUUAUUGUUGUUUGCAGCCCCAAAAUACUACAAAGCCUUCUUGCUCUUUUGUGGACUUUACCAAGUAUGUCUUCACUCUUUUGUGCCUUAAGCAAACAUGGUUCUUAGCAAUUUUAACUAAAUGUAGCCAUUCGUUUCUCCAAAGGGGUUUAGUGCGUGAUCAUUUAAACGGAUAUUACUGCAUUCCAAUACAAGCACUGUUUGAUCAGACCUAGGCUAUUCAGAGAAAACUUCCCAUUGGGCUCCUGUGCGAGUUCUUCCCAUCCCGUCUCGAGUUUCAUUUGUUGCGAGUUGACUGAGGGGGACGAUUACGUAAAAAGCACAAAAGCUAGACGAGCUUGAUUUUUAUAUUUUCACGAUGACGACAUUAGAAUACAACUACCCGAAAUACUUUCGUUUUUGCUUUCUUAUUUAAAUUGGUCAAUCCGCCAAAAGUUUAAAUAACGAUAGCCCUAAUUUGCACAAGAAAACAAUAAACUGAAGGAUUCUGGUGGUUGUAGUAAAAUGACGUCAUCAUACAAUUUUCUUAUUAACAUUUAUGUUUUUGUUAAUCAUAGAAACGUUGGCACGUGGUCAGACAGAGGAUGUCGCGUGGUCGGAGAGAAAAAGAAGACCGUGGAGUGCGCCUGCGAUCACUUGACAAACUUCGCCAUUUUGAUGCAAGUCAAAACAUUUGAAGUAAGCUCAAAAAGAAAUUUUUUGUUUUACUUCUGCAAAAAACGACUUUUCUUACGGUGUGUAGCGUUUAAAGGAAAGAUCUAGGGCGGAUAUGAAAAUGACUUCCCGCCCUUCGCAUGCAAGAACUGAUCAGCCCUAUCGGGAAUUUCUUGUUUUUGUUUUAGUUUCUUACUGUUUGCUGCCCUUUAGAGUGCAAAAACAGCGAGAAUGCUAAGGUCCUGCCCACAGUAACAUCGAAAACACUCUUGAAAGUGGAUCUAAACCGCAUGCAUAUCGUAUUGGUGUGGACGGUCAAAAACGGUCGAAAGCGCAUCAAAAUAAAAACGAUGACCGAAAAUAUCGCAGGCGCGUGUGUUUAUAGAUGGACGCGGGAAAAGUAACUUCUCGUACUAUGCUAAUUUAGUUGGCCUAUUUUUGCUUUGUUUUUUUUGCACAGGUGAGCUUCUAACAUUUUUAUUUUUAAUUUUUAGAUUCCAAAGGAACAUUAUACGGCUUUGACGGUUAUAACAUAUGUUGGCUGUGGAAUAUCGCUGUUUGGACUUGCUCUUACAUUGGCCACCUUCUUGUCACUCGAGUAAGCUCUUUCCCUUUCAGACUUGGAUGCGAGUAAAUAGGCAGCAAAUUUCGUUUUCAUGAUAGAUAAAAAGAGAAUAGACCAUUUUUCAGUUGUGGGCUCAAAGCCACAGUCUUCGAGUGAAUGUGAGACUGGGGUUUACUUUGUUUUGAUUUAAACCUCCAUUGUUUCUUUUGGAAAUUCUGCUUGAACUAAACGAGUUAGCAUAAAAACAACUUCAUUUGCAUAAGAAAGCAGGAAGGGUUGCAUCAAAACAAGCUGAACUCCAGCCUCGUUUCCAUCUCUAAUUAGGCUAUUAUUCUCUCCACUUUUUGACCCACCACCUCUAGGCAUACUACCUGACGGGAUACCACCAGAGCAGGAGGGGAGGGGGGGUUGGGGGCAGAAUACUCCAGUGCACAAGAUUCCGGUAUAAGCACGAACCACGCAACUAAAAUUUUAGGAUUAAUUUAGUUUUCUGGGAAACUGCCCACCUACCCCUCCCUUAAGCUAACAUUAAGAAUUACUUUGGGCAAAAUGGUGGCUUAGGGGAGGGGUAGGUAGGCAGUCUCCCAGAAACCUAAAUUGGUUCAAAUUUGAAGUAGUGGAGUCGCUGAACUACCGUAUUGCCUGGAAUAAUAGCAGUCCCUCGAUUAAUCGCCUUCUUUAGACGGAAAUAUUUAAAAUAAUCACUUCCCUCGAAUAAUCGCCCCCCCCCCACCCCUCUUGCCUUUUUUGUCGUUCGUUUAUCCACUCCCUGCCAAGUCAAAGUAGAGUCCGAUCCAUCAAAACUGAUCAGUGACAAUUCAAUCUCUGAUGCCAAGGUUCUUGACAUUCACAUAUGUGAUCGUUUUUUGGUUUUAAUGGGAUAAUAAAACAAAAUAUUUAAGGCACGACUUCCAGUGAGCAAUAUUUGAAAUAACUGCAUUCCUCAAAUAUUCGCCCUGCCUUGAAUAACCGCCCCCGGCUAUUAUUCGAGGAAAUACGGUACUCUACUUUUAGGAGUAUCAUUAUUGUGUUACUAAAACAGUUUCAAAACCUACUCUUGCCUCUCUUUACUUGCUUUGGAAACAUAAGCAGUCAUGUUUAAGACCCCAUAUAUAAAGGCAUUUUUAUCCCCAGGACACUGGCCUCUGAACGCACCUCGAUCCACAAGAACCUUGUUGUUGCUAUUGGACUUGCGCAGAUCAUAUUUCUGGCUGGAAUAGAUGCCACCUACAAUCCUGUAAGUAUCACAAUCAUUGUUGGGAUUAAAUUCUCCUACCCCUUCCUUAAGUCGACAUUAACGCUUACCUAUCACUUGGGGCAAAAGUGUGAUUUAAGGGAGAGGUAGGUGGUCAGUUACCCAGAAACUCUUUAUAAGAUAUACCACUGGUUUUUCUUAUUUUCUUCAAGUGGGUUCCUGGCAUCUGUUUCUUACUUCUUUGCCUAACAGUUUAACUAUGACGUUAUAAUUGAAACCUACCAGAUAAUUUCUUUUUUCCUAAUGGAAAAAGUGGUGUGUUUCUUUCUCUUCCCGCUUUUUUAUCCUCAGUCUUUGCUUUGCUUUGCAAUUUCAUUUUCUUAUUUUUUCUUUUCUUCCCUUUUUUUUUACACCUUUCUUUUUUUUUGAAUUCCGUUUUUACCGCCAUUCUCUACCUCUGUUCACAUUCUCUUUUCUCCUUAAAUUUGUUUGUUCGUUUCUUCCAGCUUCUAUUUGUCCGUUUUUCUUUAUUUCCAUUCUCUGUUCCUCCCUCUUCCUCUGCCGACCUCAUCACACGUCCAAACAUCUUUUUCUAUUGUUUAUGUUGGUACAGAUAAUGUCCGCUAGGUGCGAUUACGUUCCUAAUUCCUGAAUUAGCAUGAUUAUUUUUUUGCAGAUCGCUUGUAAAGCUGUAGCCUUGUUCCUGCAUUACCUAUACACAGCGGCGUUCACCUGGAUGUUAUGUGAAGGAAUUCAUCUUUACAGCAAGAUAGUGGAAGUGUUCAGUGAGGGCUCUAAGAUGAAAUAUUACUACGCCCUAGGGUGGGGUAAGUAACAGUUGUGGAAAAUUCCUUUCCCUAAGGUGUCCCAUUACAGUCAAACUUCCAUGUCCUACCACCUCUCAUAACCGACCACUUAUCCAAAACACCAUACUUUUCCCAGUCAAAGCCUUUCAGUUUGAACCUCUCGUAAAACGACCAGGGCUGGCGAUUUUGAUAGUUUUCUGUAGUUCUAGUUUCUUGUAAGCGACCACUUGAUGCAUGCUCUCAUCUCUCCCCGGCGAGAGGAGCAUGAAUAGACCAUAGUCAGCCAUUGUUUUACCAUCGUUGAACACGGUUUCCAACCAUGGUCUACCAUGGUUUGGCAGUGAUAUAACCAUGGUUUGGCCAUGAUCAAACAUGAACGUUAAAUUACACUAAGGAUGACCAUGGUCAAACAUGGUCAAACUGCCCAUUGUUCGCCGUUUGUAUGAUGCUACUCAUAGUAUAAAAAGAACUUUUAGUGACAACAUGGAACUACACAAAUCGUAACUUAGAAAUUGUACGCAAAGAUGAUUAUCCAUAAUUUUGAUGAGUCCGGAGACUCCGGGCCUCCAAAUACAGACUGUGGUCAGAUUGUAUUGGGCAACAAGUGAACAAAUCGAGGGACUCGUAUCUGGGAUCCCCGCAGAUUUUUGUGGGCGAUUGACGUCAUCACCAAUUUGCCAAGGAGAGAGAGAGAGAGAGCCUGGGAAGAUAACUUUUUCUGAAUCAUAUUAUUGAUUAUUAUUUCCCAGGUUUACCAUUGACGAUUGUUUUUAUCUCUGCCUGCUCUCGUUGGAGUGGCUACGGUAAUGAGCGCGCGUAAGUAUUGGAUUUUAAACACUGAAUAAUUAGCAUUAGAAUCACCACAAUUAUUAAAAAUUAUUAGAAGGCUAAAUGUUUUCGAUUCAGUAUUUUAAGAACUUGAGAUCAGACUUUUUACUUCGUUUGCUUCAAAACUCUCCACUGUAUCUAAGUGUGGCAUAUUUACAUUUCAGUUGUUGGAUAUCAAUCAGGGAUGGCCUUAUAUGGGCCUUUGUUGCUCCUGUUCUCAUCAUUAUGACUGUAAGUUUACAUGUAGACCUUUAUUACAUUACUUUUUUUUUAAAAUAAACCUUAACAAUUCCCGUAGACAGUACAGUCCCUGAUAAUCUGUUUCAGUUUUUCUUACCUUGACUUUCACUAGUAGACAAUUUCAGUCUUGAGUUAUAUGCCUCUAGCGACUUAAUAGUAGGCUGUUCUCAGUAGUUUCUAGAAUAUUUUCAGGACGAGUGAGACCCUCCCUGCUAGCAGAGGGCCCUUUUCCUUAAAUUGAAUUCUUACUUCAGAAACUCUAGGAAGAAUGGGUACAAGCUUUGCUUGCAGUGAUUUCUGGGAUCGUUUCCCUUUGGCUGAACAAGUGUUAGUUAUGAUUGGUUGAUGGUAUUCAAGCCAACCAUCAACCAAUCACAAGUAACGCUUGUCCACCCAAACAUCCCAGAAAUCUUUGCGCCGAAGGCUUUGUACCUAUUAUCCUUAUCGUUUCUGGAAUAGAGAAUUCUAUGAGGGGAGGGUGGGAGGACUGAAUUUUGUACAUUUUUUUUAUCAGAUUAACUUUGUUGUCAUGAUCAUGGUAAUCAAGGUGAUCAUAGCAUCGGUGACGUCACUGCAGAAUCCGGGCAACACUUCCCAAGUCAGGUGAGGAAAAAUGAAAAUUGAUUGGUUGGAAAAAACGGGUAAAACGGUUCUGGGGGAGCAAGGAGAACGGAUUUCAUAGGUUUGCGUAAGCAUUAGAGAUCCAGGAACAUCAUAUAGUUUUGUAAAACACCUUGAUAUAAGACGGUAAAAGAUACUGGGAGUGGAAAUGCCAUCUAUCUACUUCCCCCUGCCAGAAUUGAUGUUCGGUGUCCAACCAGAUGUGGCUUAUAUAAAAUGAAGGGCAAUGCACUAACUGCUGCCCGAAGCCUUUGAAUCAAAACAAGAAUAGAAAUGACGAUAGCUUUUAUCGGCUGGAAAAUUAGUUGCGACACGUAGCCCUAAAAGGCCUGUCUGACGUUUUGCCAGCUUAAAAAAGGGAAAAUAAACCUUCCCUUCCUCCACCCUCGAUGGAAUGUUGUGCCACGGUUAGAGCUACUUGUAGAAAACAACGACCUCAGCUUUGAAUGGAGGGGGGAAGGGGUGUGGAUUGUUUUGUUCUCUGAAGUUACCCUAUUUGAGGACAACAGCGUAACAAUUUUGUUGCGGAUUGUAGUUUUAUAUAUUUAGCUGUGGCAUGCUUCUAAAAUCUUCAGUUUAGGUUGUGGCAACCGACAAGACCAAAUGCCGAACAGUGUUUGCAACAUUUUCUUGAAAAACCAUCGGUAUUAACUUAUUGUCUGACUUCAGGGCUGGUGUCAAAGGCAUGAUCGUGCUGCUGCCACUGCUUGGAUUGACUUGGGUGUUUGGUAUCAUGGCAAUCAACAAGAAUACCAUCGCAUUUCAAUAUCUUUUUGCCAUCCUCAACUCACUCCAGGUAAGAAGGUGUAUAUUUUUUUUCGUCGUUUGAAUUGAUCAGACUCACUUUAAGAAAAGUGGGUACUGCGUUGCAAAUAUAAGAGUGUUCUGGCGUGGAAAGUGUUGUUGUUUUAAUCCAUUUUUUAAUAUAUAACGUUUUUGUUGGAGUUAUGUGCAUAAUAAGACAAUACAUUUCUCGAUCUUGUAAAUUUCUUUUCAUUUGAAAUUUGUUAAAAUCACACUUCUGCUAAUAAACUUUGCGCACAAAAAAUAGUUUUUAGGGACCAAAAUGUUUUUGGGAGUUUUGAGGAACGUACGCCUGGGCGGAAUCUUCUCGGAAUAGCGCUAAUCCUGCGUGGACCAUAAUCAGAGUGUACGAGUUUUCAUGCUAUCUUAAUAUGGAUUUGCUCCCACCACCAACUUGUCCGUGACGUUUUCGCUCCCAGUACUUAACGAUCGAUAGCAUCAAAAACGCUGAUCGCAUCUUUUUUUUUUUAUUCUACUAUGAUCACUUUUGUACUUCUCCUCAAAAGUCUUCUUUCAAAGCCCUCUUCACUUUUCACAUCUUAACCUGGAAAAGGAAAGAAACGCUGUGUUCAAAUAGUAUAGUUUAAUACCUGUAAUAAAAUCAAAUCUGUUCACUGCAGGGACUCUUCAUUUUUGCUUUCCACUGCAUUGGGAACACCGAGGUAUGUAUCCAUAAUAUAUGUUUUGGGAUUAAUGUGUAGGCGGGGUUUUUUCCCCUCCUACCCCUGUUACCCCGUUGCGCGUCGAAUCCUGUAUGAGUAACAAUUAGCGGUCAGCUUACGAACAGGGCGUACGACGCGUAAGGUCCACCUUAAGAUAAAAGCGUUAUACUACUCAGACGAGAAAAAAAACUAAGUAGUCUGGGGUCGUUCGUUUACUUAAGAUAAAGACCAGUGACGUGAAGAUCGUACGCCACGUGACCAUAUUAACGCGCCGUACAUAGGUGUUGAGUCCAGGCUGCUAUCCCUUUUCAGUUUUGGACUUAAUUCCUUGAUGAGUAGUGCCUCCUUAACUUGAGAUUUUUUUUCUUGAGAUCCUCUUGUAGUAAUAUUUUCCCUCUUUUGACCAGGUACGACAUGCCUAUAAAAGACUUCACGAGAAAAGAACCUUGGCAAAAAGUUUACCUGAGCACUCUCUGUCCACAUCACACCACAGCCGGGUAAGCAUAUUCACUUCCUCUUACGGCAGCCUUUAAAGUAAUUGUCCAGGUAAAUUUCAACAAGAUGAUGUUAUUUUAGCCUGCUUGGCAGGCGUUUGAAAGGAAAGGCGAAGCGGAUUUCGGGUACGCGAGAAGCGCAAAAGGCACGCGAGGGACAGGGAAGGAAAUAGGAGGCAGAACGAAAAAAAAAACAUGGCUUGUCAGCAAGCGUUACCCUUCUCUUUCCUCCCCCGGGCGUUCUAGCGCGUCUUUAAUUCUCCUUUCUCCUUUCCUCUUUUCCGGCCUUCCCCUUUCGAACUGUGCAUGCCUCGCAGGCUUAUACAAACGUUUACUUCUUUCUUUUGGUGUUUAUUUCCUUCUCUGGAUUUUCUCGUUUACAGGAAAAAAGACGAAUGGAUUCCCACGAAACUAAUUUGACUGGUGAUGACGAAAUCAUUGUUACAAAGACUAUCCGUAGUGUUUCUGGUAAGUUUUUUUCUGUUGAUUAAACAAUUCGCGUAACUUAGUCUCAUGUCUUAAUUUCUCACUACGAAGACAAGAAAAGAACACAGUUAUCAGAAAAGUACUGCAUGAACUCUUUCAUGGGUUAUGAUCUUUACCGGAUUAAUCUUGUUUACAGUGUCGUAAGAACAGUUGUCAUGUCAUAUCCAUGCUCAAAAGGUUCUUGCAAGGUUUUGAUAUACUGUUGAACCUCUCCACAGGUGGUCCGGAGAGGUGGUCGUUGUGGAGAGGUGGUCGUUGAGAACUGGCCGUUGUAGAGACGUUGUGGAGAGAGGUUUAAGGUGGUCCUUGUGGAGAAGUGGCCGUUGUGGAGUGGUGGCCGUUGUGGAAAGGUGGCCGUUGUGGAGAGGUGGCCGUUGUGGAGUGGUGGCCGUUGUGGAAAGGUGGCCGUUGUGGAAAGGUGGCCGUUGUGGAGAGGUGGCCGUUGUGGAGUGGUGGCCGUUGUGGAAAGGUGGUCGUUGUGGAGAAGUGGCCGUUGUGGAAAGGUGGCCGUUGUGGAGAGGUGGUCGUUGUGGAGAGGUGGCCGUUGUGGAGAGGUGGCCGUUGUGGAGAGGUGGCCGUUGUGGAGAGGUGGCCGUUGCGGAGAAGUGGCCGUUGUGGAGAGGUGGCCGCGGGAGGUUCGACUUUAGUUAGUACAGGAGGGCCGGUCUCCCUUUAGUAACAACUGAUUUUGAAUCUCCGCCCGAUUUUUCUUCAUUUCUAUGUACACAAACGUAACAGUGUCAAAACUGUGAACAGUUCACUCGCCACUCAGGAAACUAGAAGGGAGCUGCAACCGAAAUGUGUCCCGCAAUUGUUUCUGAGAUCUUUACUGGUGACGCGCCAUUCAGCCAUUGGUCAAUUUUUUCCCCUGCUGCAAGUAACAGUCCCAGACGUCUUUGCGAACGUUAACUCGACCCAGUCCCCUUCUCGUUCCUGAAGUGACCAAUUGAACGCCCUAUUAUAAUUUAGCAUUAUCUGAAGUAGAUUCUAAAAGGAGUUUCAAUACAUUGUCAAACUGCAAUCUGGUUACAUUUUUGCCUUUCUCUCUGUAUUUUCAGAUGUGAAGAUUACGGGCGAGAACAUGGCCAUGCAAAUGGUUAAGUAUAGAAGCAAACAAAUUUAAUAGAGAUAUAUACAAUUUUGACGGUGUACAAAAAACAAUUGCUUCAAAAAGUGAAGCAGAAUGCUUUUUGUAUAAAGUGAAUGGUAGUCAGGCUUGGUACAGGAAUGACUGGAAAAACACAAGAAAAAUGAAACUGAAUAGUGCAGUGUUAACCUCUAUUUAUAUCCAGUUUUGUAUCAUGAUCGUACUUAUUACUUUGUUUUUUAUUGGCCGGCUUUAAUAACUCAGAAAAAAACUAAAGUGUUCAUCGAUUAAGGCAAGCUAAUCAAGCAUAACGACCUCAGUUUUUAAUUUUUGCUACUGAUAUGCAUGUAAAUCUUAUUUUUUUUGUUAAAUGAUAUAUCAGUUCAACAAAUGUUUUUUUCCUUUCUAAUACACAGACGUCUAUCUACAGCUUUUAAACUCAGAUUAUUAGCUAUGUACCUCUAGGUAGUUUACUUCUUCUCAAAAGUGACGUAAAAGAAACUUUAUAGUGAACAGUCUCGACCUCUGAAAUAUGAGAAUCGCAUAAAAUCAAAAAGAAGACCCUACUUCGACUUAGGUAGUACGUUUCAAACGAUUCGUUGGCGCUCUAUCUCGUGUCUACGUCAUUAAAUUUCUUUCUCAUCCAAAGCGGUAGCAGUUCAUGUUGUGAACUACAGCGAUUACUGGCGAGUCUAUUCUGUUAUACCCGCUGCGAAGCACCUAGACACCUCAUGCAACAUGGGAAGGUUAACGCAAGGGGUAAUGGGAAGGAUCAGGCCAAAAAUGAGUCAGCGCGUCCCCUUCCUCACUUUCCCCAAAGUGCCUGGUGCGCUUCGAAAACUCGUUCCCAAGAUUUCUCUGCCUGUGUACGAGGGAGUAUAUCCGGGGUCUUCAUUUAAAGGGAUUUCAUAUAGUAGCGGUUAUGACGUCACCAAUACUCAUGUAAUAUUAUUGUAACUUAAUUAAAAAAAGGGGAAAUCCUUACAAUUUUUUAUUUCGUUUGAUUAGCUAAAAAGCUGAUUAACAUCAUCUAUUUUUUGUCAUCUUUUUUAACAUGAGCAUGAUUCCAUUUAAACGACGCUGACUAUGAAUUUUUAAAAUAUCUAGACCAAACGAGUUUAAAGCUAUUAUAUAGUCCACCUUAAAAAAUAAUAGUUUUUUGUCUAUAAUCUAAGCUUAUAAACAGUCAUAAUAAACCUUUUGGGAUAAACCUCUGUCAUAUUGUAACAUGUUAUGUUCACUUCAGUUCGGAGACACCGAUUCUGGCCGCUGGUCUUUAAACUGCCCUUCACCAGAGCCGUAAGUAAAUAUCACUGACAUUUUUAAAGACAGGUCUGACCGGUCUAAAUAUAGCACAUUUGAUUUUCCAUAUUUAUUUUAAAUUUUAUUGGCAGAGGUCAUUUCUAUUCUAUAAAUUAUUAUAAACAUUUGAUUGGGUCAUCUCUAUAAACGGGCGUUUGAUGAAUUAAUGGUUAGAUCAAUAGUAAAUUUUUUUCUAAACAUAACAUAAUUACAUGUCCCUAUUUCUGAAACUUUAAUGUAUAGAGAUCCGGAUUAUUAGGACGGUUGAGUGCGUGUUUUGCGAUUCAAUUUUUAGUUUACCUUUGCUGAAAACGUGAUUCUAAAUCUUACAAUAGCUACAAGCGCGAUAAAAUCUCGUAGACAUUUAAGACCUGAAUUUGUUUCUAACCAGCCCCUAUGACGAAGACAGUCAUAUUCAAACAAAAAACUGAAUUUGUAAUUUUUUUUUUUCUUUUUCAGGUUCCGAGACCUGGAUCACGUAAAACGAGCAUAAAAUCUACAAGAUCAUCAACAAGCGGACAUUGCAGAGUGGAAUUUGACUGCGCAGAAGAAAAAACUCUUUUACGAAACAAAGUAGCCAGAAAAAAUAGCAGAAAUAGUGACACAAAAUCUUACUUACAUGUUUUGAAGCCCAAGUUUUGGAAUUCUUGUAAUAUCGUAUAA
Porites lobata is the source of this 59592-nucleotide messenger RNA. Lineage: Eukaryota; Metazoa; Cnidaria; Anthozoa; Scleractinia; Poritidae. The record is from the annotation of a GenBank genome assembly.